This is a messenger RNA of Pelobates cultripes (western spadefoot toad), 78814 nucleotides long. The record is from the annotation of a GenBank genome assembly. Lineage: Eukaryota; Metazoa; Chordata; Amphibia; Anura; Pelobatidae.
GCGGGUAACUCAGUCGGAGUGAGAAAUAAUACGAGGAGAUAUUGGGACAUCGAAGUUGAAAGUAACAACAGAGAUCAGUAAGUAGGUGUUUUGAAGGCCAUAAUAAAGCCUGACCACCUAUCUACGUGUCAUAGCCAGAGAAACUGCUAUGUUUAUAUUAGGGUUAAUCCAGCCUCUAGUGGCUGUCUCAUUGAAAAUCACAGUGAGAAGACGCCAGCGUCCAUAGGAAAGCAUUGUGAAUGCUUUCCUAUGGACUGGCUGAAUGCGCGCCCGGCUCCUGCCGCGCAUGCGCAUUCAGCCGAAGAGGAGGAGAGUUCCCCGCCCGGCGCUGGAGAAAGAGGUAAGUUUAACCCCUUUCUCCCCCCAGAGCCCGGCGGGAGGGGGACCCUGAGGGUGGGGGCAUGCUCAGGGCACUAUAGUGCCAGGAAAACGAGUAUGUUUUCCUGGCACUAUAGUGGUCCUUUAAGAACCUGAGGACUCAUAAGUGAUAUCCUUGGUGGGGAUUAUUAUACCUACGCUUCCUAUACUGAGCAAUAUUCCCUUUGCUCCCCGCUUGUGAGUAUUCCUCCACUUUUUAUCCUAGUUUUAUUCCAAACUAUACAGAGAGCACUAUAUUGUGUUUUUAUUUAUCAUCCUAUACACUGAGGAUACUGGUUUGUGGCACUGACACCAAAACACCCUGACCCCAAAGAUGCCACUGAGAGUACACCAGGACCAUCAUCAUAUCCUUAGACGGGGAUUGUACCAUCCAGGCGCAUAUAUCUGGAGCUGAAUAUAAGCUCCAGAAGAUUGUAAGUGCAAUAUUUGUCUUUAUUUAUUACUAUCAAGCAAUUCAACAUACUACACUAUUUCCGUGUCUUCUCUUCUCUCCCCUAUAUUUCACCGAGCCUGAGAAGACUACUAUAGGCACUGCUUCCUGACACUACCUUCUAUACCUACCAUUCUGCCAGAAAAGAAGAGACUCUGGUUCUAGGGAAGUUCUAGCAUCCAUAUUACAAGCACUGAUACAUUCCAUCUCCCACUUACUACCUAUUUUCAUGUAAACACUGCCUUUUCCGAGAAAAGACAGUGUUUACAUUGCUCCCUAGGGACACCUCCAGUGGUAGUCAUUAAGAUGGCCACUACAGGUGUUUCCUGGGUGCAGUACUGACGUUCAGUGUCUCCACGCUCUGCAGGGAGGUGCUUAACUUUCCCCAUUGAGUCAAUGCAUCUCAGAAUUAAUAUUCCCCAAUCUGUGAUUUUUCCCAAAGUUUACAAUUACUCAUCUCACCUAAUGAAACUUUAAUUUGACGUCACUAGACAACUGAUUUAAAAUCAAAGGAAUUUAUACAUAAAUAAAUCUGGUAUUCUUUACAUUAUUCUAUAAGGCAGUCAAAUCCAGCGUUUCUUUAUAGAUGAGUGAGUAAUGUUCUUGGUGUUAAUGCAAAAAUGAAUUUCUUGAACCACUUAAAAAUCGUGUUUGGCUCAUGUCAAAUUUCCCACAUUAGAGUAUAAUGAAUAUAUAGGUUAAAACCCUUGUAUAUAACUUUAACACAUGUCUACAGUGCUAAGGCUGCAGGGACAUGCUAUAGACACCAGAACCACUACAUUAAGCUGUCCCUUUAAAUAUUGAUCACUUUAUAUAUAACAUACAUGCUUUCCAUUAGCAUUCUGCGCUUUUUAGUAUGUAUCUUUGGAAGAGGUAUAUCAGCAUUUUAUCUUUUAUUUAGAUAAAACUAUUAAAAAUAAUUUUCCUGAUCUAAGAAGUGUCUGGAGACAGUGUCCAGAUAUAUUUAUCCUGGCUUCAUUUGUCUAAACGCAUAGCCAUUAUAAAUUCAGCCUGUUCCAGAAUGCACCAAAAUGAAAGACUGUUGGCAAGUGUGUGGCUAUCCCUGAUUUACUGAAAGAUAAGGAUGAGUGCAAUAGAGAGCCAUGUUGUUUCCUUUAUAACUAAAAUAUUGUGUGACAUUGAUAACUAUAGAAUGAAAAUGUCAGAAUCUUGGCUAUAACCACUGCAAACCACACAAAAAAAAAUUGUUCUGGUACCUUUUAAAGUACUGAUCCUUUCAUCUUUUGUUGUUGUAAUGUCAAACUAUUUUCAAUAUUCAAAACCAGUUCCAAGACUGAAAUUAGUAACACUGCAGAACCCAAGUGGUAACACAAAUACUAAAUAUAUUGCAGUUCUUUGUAAGAAUUAUUCAUACCAGUGAAAGACAUGUUCCCCAUCACCUCUUCCCUUUUGAUUCAUCCUUCAUCUUGAAUUUGACAUUCUAUACUGCACCACUCCGAAGUUCUAUAAAGCUUGUGCCACUGGAGUGUGGCACAUUGGAAACCUAUUCUUUGGAUUGAUGAAAAAUGCUCCACUUUCUGGCAUUUUUCAUCAACUGUCUUUUGAUGGAAAUAUCUGGUUGUUGAAUGGAAAUAUCUGGAUGUUGAAGAUGCCAGUAGAAUGCUACCUACAUGGAAUGCAUAUUGUAAAGUUUGGUGGAAGAGGGAUAAUGGUCUGGGACUGUUUUUAGGGUUUCUGCUAAGUCUGUUCCAAUGAAUUACUUAUUUAAUAACUUAUGUUAUUAUUUGGCAUUUGAUGCCAGCACACGCAGCAUGGUGAUGCCAGACAGCCUAUAACAACAUGGCACCCCCUCUGUUCCGGCCAUGUCCUUUCAUCAGCCUUUUUGACAUCCCUCCCACUUAAGUGAGUAGGAGUGACAUCAGAGGAGGAGGAUUGGACAGCAGUAAGAACUUGGCGUUGGCGUUGGAAUGGAUGUGCGUUUUAGUUUCCUUUUGUUUGGUUGGGGACGGCAGUAUAAGAAGGGUUACUCUGACAAAAUGUAUAUUUACUGGACAAUCAUUGGCUGCAUCACUAUAGGAUUAGCUCCACCCACUUGGCUGUUUAGGUUGGGAAAUUAAAGCUAUAAAUAUUCCACCUACCAAUUUCCCAGUCUUUUUCCAGUCUGACUGGUUGUGGACAGAUUCUCCUUUCUCAAGGUUUACUGCUUUAUUCAAUCCUCACCAGGAUACUUUUUGAAAAGGACCAUCCAGGAGAGUUCAGCCUUUCUCUUCCUGGAGACCCAGUACACGCAGACCCGUUAAAAGUUAAGGGACUUGUUGGAUGUACCCCUUUUAGUGACUGGGGUUCUGACUUGAGCUCUCUCUUGCAACAGAUGACAAUACAUGGGUUGCAAGGAGCCCUUUACUCAGCAAUACUGUCCGAUAAAAGUGUUGAAAAUGUAAAAUUUGGAUUGUGAUUGCUUCGAUAACUAUCAAGCGAUAAAUUUGGAACAUCGGAAAGUGUUAAUUAUCAAUUAUUGCUGCUGGAUUGUAAUUGUACAUUACCAGAGAUACUGCAAUUUUAGAAAAGUGUCUGUUAAAGAAAAUGUUUAUAUAUAUCUGGUUUUGAUUAAACUAGAGUAUUGUGUGUUCUGAUAUUUUAACAUGCAAGACGGUAACUCUUAAACGAACAUAUCUUCAGAAUCAUGUUGUCAGGCUCCCUCCUCACGCACCUGCCGCCUCCUCCCAAGCGGUGGCUUCUUCUGGCCAUUCGGGGGGUUUCAUCUGACACCUCUCCGUGAGCGGCGGCUGUUGGUAACCGCACGCGGCAACUUUACUUUGCCAUCCACCACGAGCAUUGGUUUCUGAUACUUACCCACCACUUGCGACUGUUCCCAGAUCCUCCGGCAACGUGCAGUGUGCUUAGAUAGGCGCCCGAGUCGCAAAUAUGAUGUCAUAGGUCAAAGUGGAAGGCCCAAAUACCUUCCACGUGUCAUAAUUCCAAUAGUGAGUUAACCAAUCAGAAGCCUCCUAAGCAUAUUUAAACCUACCUCUUCCAUGUCUUGUUGCCCUUUUGAUAGCCCAAUAGCGCAUAUACUCUGUCCGUUUGCCUGAUUACUACAUUUUUGUCUUGUCUCACCGUUUAUCCUGCUUUCUCUGACCUCAGUUUGUCAAUUAUUCUAUCUUUCUGGUUCCCUCUAACUUUGGCUUGUAUUCUGACUUCUAUCUGUGUGCACAGCCCGGCCACUCUAAAGACCGGUACAGCACUUCCUGUGUCUGUGUUCGGUCAGCGUGUCUGGUUCCAGAGUUUGUGACAGAUGUACAAUAAAUACAUGCUGACACCUCUUAAAGCGGCACUGUCAUGCCGAACUUACCUUUCCUCAAUCUCUUCCUCUUCUCCCCCUCUCUCAGGAUCUGUUCUUCUUUUCUUCCUAUCUUCUUUAGUUUUCUUUAAAAUCAUAAGACAAAGUAGGGACUCUUUGCCUUAUGGAGGAUUCCUCCGCUUGACCAGCUCUGACCAGCGGAGGAGCAAAGUGUGCUUCAGUUCCGCUGGUCAGAGCAGUUUUCCCAUGAUCCUUACCUUUCCUCUGUGUUCCCGCGAUGCUUCCUGUCACUUUACACAAAACAGCCGAAUUGCGUUCUAACUGAAUGAGAACAGUAUGUUCGUUUGUUUUAGAACGCAAUUCGGCACUUUAUUCGGAUCGGAAUUUCAUUCGAAUGAAUGAAACUCCGAUCCUAUUGAUUGCUGUGGCUGCAUCUUGCAGCCGCUUAGUAGAUAACUCCCUAAUUCCCACGGUAUUAGGGAGUUAUCUACUAAAAGGCUGAAAGACCUAAAUUUGUCUUUCAGCCACAUUUACUAAUACUAAGUAAAGAUUACUGUGGCUGCUCACUGUUACACAGGCUGCUCACUGUUUAGUGGACAUGCCCCUACUCACGGUAUAGCGAGUAGGGGCAUUGGGGAGAUUUUAAUCUCCCUUAUGCUAUUAUGGGGGUCAUAUUGACCCCCAUAGAGUGAGGGGGGAUAUGGGGGGGCUUAUGAAGUGGUGGGGAGCACUGCUCCCUGCCGCUUCUAUCUUUACAUAUUACAAGGAGGGAGCUGCGUGCCGGUAGCUCACUCCUUGUAAUAACCUGCACGAACAAACAUACACUGAUACACAGAUACACUGAUACAUAGUGUUUGUUUGAUCGGCUGAUCUUUCUAUUCACUCAUUCGUCUGUCUGAUGAAUGAAUGGAUGAAAUUCCCGUUCGCAUGUCCAGGUGUUUCACUGGGCAUGUGCGGGAAUAUCACAGUCUAUCUAGUGAGGGCUGAUGACGUGUCCCACAGGGACUUCAUCUACCCACACAAAGAUGGCGGCGCCCUGAAUAUAGAUCGGGGCAGAAAAUAAAGAUUAAAAAAUAGGUAAUGUGGGGGGCUUAUGGGCAUUUGGGGGUGACUAGGGGGUCAGUUAGAUGUAGUGGAGGCAGGCGGGGGGUUAAAAAAAACAACCCAGGAUUCGGCAUGACAGUGCCGCUUUAAGUACAAAUGAGUCACUCCACACUUGUGAGAACUGAUGCUGCUUUAAAUGUCCCAAAAGAGAGAAAAUUGAUUUGUUAUGUCUUAGACAUUAGCAAAUAAGAUCAUAAACAACUUGCUUGACUAUUGAAUCAUGGUGUCAUGCUCUCGAUCAGGUAGUAAACGAUUGCCAGAGUUAACUGAAGUGUCUUUAUUUGUAGCUUUUGACAUUACAGCAGUAUAAUAAUUUGUAGAAUAAAUAAUGAGAAGGAAAGGGAGAAAUAGACAGUAAGGCAAUAUGCUCUAUAUAGAAAACAAACUGUGCAAAUAAUAAAGCUGGAUAAAGUAUGGAAAGAAUACCAAGACCGGUAUUAGGAAUUAUAAAGAGUCAGAGUCAGAGUCAGGGAAAGAAAGGAACACCUUAGAAAACAAUAUGUUCAGCAAUAUCCAGAUAGUAUUUUUGCAGGGUUGUAUAAAUCCAGGUAGACAGUAUAAUGCAAUCAUAAUCCAGGUAGGUAUGGUGCAGGGUUGUAUGAAUCAGGUAGGCAGGUUAAAGCAGAGAUGAAGGUUAUCCAGAUAGGAAUGAAGCAGGGUUCUAUAAGGCAGGUAGGUAGGAUGCAAUGCAGGCAAAUUACAGGUGACUUAAUAGUAAUCCAAAUUAGGAAGGAGUAAGGCUAGGGAGGCCACUAGAGGUGAAAAACAGGAACUGCAUUUAAAGGGACAGUAUUAAAAGGAAAAGUCACAUGGUAAUAAUUGGAGGAAUAGCCAACAAGCUAUGUGUGUUAUUAAACAAUACUGAGAUAAUAGAUUGUGAUGGACAGCAUCUGGGCUGUGAAAUAACCUGAUAACAUUGGUGACAAUUCCAAACAUGUUAUGCUUCUUUAUGAAACUGGAUUCAUACUGGAUUCUUAACUCUACGUGUGCUAGAUGAGUGGAAAAUAUGUUUCCUCUUGAAGGAAGCUUGGGUGUGGAUGUCCAAUAAAUCAUAUGCUUUUCUGUUCUUUAUUUCAUAAUACAUAUUCAUUUAUGUAUUAAGGUUAGUUCUUGUUUUUGCAGGUAAAUGUAAAACACUGGAAGUGUACAAUGUUGUUGGAUGGAAUUGUAAAGCAUUAUAACAUUAAUUAUGACAUCCUACAAAACACGCUCAGAAGUCAGGAAAGUAAGCCAACAGGAGUUGGAUUUUCAAGGUAACUCAUACUCUGCCUAGUUUUCAAUAAGCCUGUCUUGGUAAAGGAUUUUGUUCUUCAUUCUGUACUGUUUAGUUAAAAUAAGAGAAAGAAGGGGAUAACACCUGAUGUUGAGAGGAGUUCUGUGGUUGACUAGGGCACAGACCUUAGUGAAACAGGUUACAUCAUAGCUUAAAGGACCACUAUAGUGCCCUGAGGGUGCCCCCACCCUCAGGGACCCCCUCCCGCCGGGCUCUGGGGAGAGGAAGGGGUUAAAAUCUUACCUUUCUCCAGCGCCGGGCGGGGAGCUCUCCUCCUCCUCUUCGGCUGAAUGCGUAUGCGCGGCAGGAGCUGCACGCGCAUUCAGCCAGUCUCAUAGGAAAGCAUUCAUAAUGAUGUCCUAUGGACGCUUGCGUCUUCUCACUGUGAUUUUCACAGUGAGAAGCACGCAAGCGCCUCUAGCGGCUGUCAAGAGACAGCCACUGGAGGCUGGAUUAACCUAUUUAUAAACAUAGCAGUUUCUUUGAAACUGCUAUGUUUAUAAAAAAAAAUGUGAUAACCCUAGCUGGACCAGGCACCCAGACCACUUCAUUAAGCUGAAGUGGUCUGGGUGCCUAGAGUGGUCCUUUAAGAGUGUGGCAUUUUCUGUAAGACCCAAUACCUUAACCUAUUUUCAUUUUGUGCUAAACAAGUGAUUACUUACUUACAAAUAAUACUAUACAGACAAGUCCUAUUUAUUUCCCCCCCCAAUUUAUGUUUUUUGCCUUUGGAUAUGUUAAUUGCAAUAUGAAGAAGGAUUAAAUAUUGACAUCUUUGUAAAAUUUACAUUUGUGUCACAAUAAAUAUAAUACACGUUUUGUAACUUGAAAGUGUUUGGUGCAUUGUACAAAAUGGUAAAUAUCCAAAGGGGGGGGGUGAAUACUGGUUCAAGGCACUGUAACUAAAGAGUGCAAACAAAAAAUAGUUAAAAGGAUACUGAGAACAGCUUAACCACCUGAGUUUAUUAAGUGGUUUUAUUGUAAUUAAAUAGAACCUAUAGUCCUGAAAAUAACAAUUGUUUAACUGUUUUACAUUGCAGGGUUAAAACUAAAGGACCAAUGUACCCACGCCACUUCAUUGGGAUGAAGUGAUCUAGAUGACUUUAAAGGGAAAUGAUCAAAACAACUUUAGCUUAAUUAAAUGACUAGUAUAGGCACCCAGACCACUUGAGCUGAAUUAAGUGGUCUGGGUGCCAGAUCUCCCUAGUUUUAACCCUGCAGCUGAAAACAUAGUAGUUUCAGAAAAAACUGCUAUGUUUACACUGUAGGGUUAAUCCAGCUCUAGUGGCUGUCUCCCUGACAGUCACUAGAGGCGCUUCCGCUAUUUACACAGAGUAAAUCACACUUAUUUGACGCUGGACGUCCUCAUGGACCUCCAGCGUCAAAAACAAACCCCAUAGGAAAGAAUUGAGUAAUGCUUUCCUAUGGGCGUGUUUGAAUGCGCAUGCGCCCUUUGACCGCACAUGCGCAUUAGACUCGACUCAGGAGCUGAUGUCGAUGGAGGAGGAGAGGUAACCAGUGCCGAGGGAGCCCGGCACAGGAUUAAGGUAAGCAAAUAAAUGGUUAAUUAACCAUUUAUUUGCCGUGGAUGGCGCCCUAGUCACUGUUUAGGUGACUAGGGCUCUAUAGCGUUAGGAAUACAAAUGUGUAUUCCUAACGCUAUAAUGUUCUUUUAAGUUGUUUUGAGAUAUAGAUCAUGCUCCCAAUGUGGAGUGUAGCUUUAGUCAGAAGACCUCUCUUGCCACUGGAUUAGAGGUAAAUUAACCACUUACCUGGAUUAGAGGUAAGUUAAUUAAUGUAUUUAUUUAUACAGUUAGUGUUCCUUUAAAAAAAGAAUACAAAGCCAGGUCAAACAUAGGAGGAAAGAAGAACCAAAGAUAGAUGAGAAAGAGGGAAGAUUACAAGUUAGAGAAGGGUCGCAAUUAUUCUUAAACUGGGUUCUUGUUGUAUGCUUAUUCCAUCUUUGUCCAGGAGUGUUAGUAAAAGGUUAAAUUGGCUCUCACCAGGGCUAAUACGUUUAAAGCACUCUUGUGAUAAUAAACUACAGUAUGUCCUAAAGGAAACUGGAAUGGGACUGGAAUAAAAAUGAACUGCAUAAAUAAUGCUUAAAUUCUCAGCAGGAGGCAUCAUGAGCACCUGGUAUCUAAUUUCCUUAGUACCAGCUGUUCUAAGCAGCUUCUGGUUGGAGCAUGUGAUCUUGUCAACACAGUUUAGACCAACUUCCAAACACUAACAAAGACUCCGGAACAGCUAUGACGCUGCUGGAGGAAAAACCUUUUGCCGUACAUCUAUCCAAUGUCUACUUCACUAUCCUUGCACUUUUCUGCUUUAAAUUAUUUGUCAAAAUCAGCCUUGCAAUCCUUAGUCAUUUCUACAUUGUAAAAGGAAAUCGCAAGGAGGCAGCACGGAUAGCUGCAGAGUUCCAUACUGUAACUCAAGGACAAGGUACUGUACAUGCUAACAUUGCUUUGUAACCCUUUGUUUAACAUAUCCUGCAUGUUUAAUCCUCCUUGUCACUGGAUCCUGCUUCAAUGAAGGGAAUCUCGCUGCCCUUACGAUUUCAAGGACCUCCCAAGUUUGACUGAUGAUAAUGACAAUUGUGGUGUGGCUGGCUGAGGGUAGCUACAAAUUUCCAACACUUGUCAGUGAAUCUGCAACAAAGUACACUGAGCAAGUGUAUAUCACAGUUUGUAAAUGCUUAGCACAAUGCACAUGUAUGUUUUAUAACACUUUGCCUCUCUCUAGGUGUAUUUUUAUUUUGGUCUAUAUUAAGCAUAUGUUAUCUUUAUGCACCAAGGAAACAAAAUAGAUGCAUCUUAAGACUUGUCAGUGUCUUAAUGGGCAGUGCCCUGACGAGAUUUUAUUCUGUCUCUGUACUGUAACUUUGUUGUGCUUAUCUCUUGUUAUAAUGAAGCAUGAUGGAAAAUAAUCGACCCUCUCUUGGUAAUAUUUCACGAUACUGGACUUCAUUUCAAGUAGAAAUGUCUUUGUAGAUACAGUUAUUGACAACCUAAGCCCUUCCAUCUGUUGAUGGCUGCAUCUUAUAUUUCCAGUCAGCUGGAUUAAGGCUGAUGGAAGUUAUGAUGCAGCAAUGGAGAGGGUGGCACAUUGCUCAGGUCUAAAUUAGUUAAUCAGUUUUCUUGCUUUUUCAAUAUAGGUAUAUUGAUAGCAGUAAGACUGGUUUAUAGUGGCAGGUGGGGCUGCACUCCCCCUCCCCAAUUUGUGUUGCAAAAAAAUAAAUACAAUUCAAAUCUGUUGGCAUUCUAGCAGGGCCGCACUGGGAAAAUAAUUUGGCCCGGGGAUUCAAUCACAGCGCCCCCUGAGGAGGGACGGGCCCAGAGAGGGUGUGUUUUGUCAUCACUAAUGACAAGCAUGCUCCCUCUCAAAGUGAGCAUGUUGGUUCAAUGCUCAGAGCCCUGCUGAGGAGCUCUAGCUUGAGAAAAAGGCCCUGUAUUUGUUCUACGCAGCACAAGCAAAUGUAAUAACAUGCUUGUGCUGUGUUUGCUAUUUACUUGUCUCUGGUGUCUCCAUAAGUGGUAUACCUAAAGGCCAGUAAAACGUAUUGUGUAUGUGUUUGGAGCCUGCUUGUGGGAUUGCGUGUGUGUAGAGUGAGCUGAUUGUGGUGUGGUAUUGUGUAAAUAGGUCGAUUUCAUUCGUGUUUGUAGUGUAAUGUGUGGCUAGGGACUGUAGAGAGUGUUUGUAAAGGAGGCAUAGUGUGUAUAGGGGAUGCAGCGAGUGUGUGUAUACGGGCUGUAGUGUGUGUGUGUAUAGGUGACGUAGUGUGUGUAGGGGAGGUAGAGUGUGUGUGUUUGUUUGCUUACAAGGAAUGUAGUGUGUGCAGACUAGGGGAUCCACAGUUUGUAUGUCAGGAAUGCAGUGUGUGUAGGUGGUGCAGUGCAGUGUGUGUGUGUAUAGGGGAUCUAGUGUGAUCUAGAGUGUAAAGUACCCAGAGUGUAUAUAGUGUGUAAAAGAUUCAGAGUGUAUAUAGGGAUCUAGUGUGUGUGUGUGUGUGUGUGUGUGUGUGUGUGUAGAUUAGAUGAUCCAGAGUUGGGUAAGGGAUCUAGCGUGUAUCUAGAGCGUAAUGUGUGUAGUGGUGCAGUGUGAGGGGUGCUGUAGUAUAUAUACAUUAUCUCACAAAAGUGAGUACACCCCUCACAUUUUUUGUAAAUAUUUUCUUACAUCUUUUCAUGUGACAACACUGAAGAAAUGACACUCUGCUACAAUGUAAAGUAGUAAGUGUAUAGCCUGUAUAACAGUGUAAAUUUGCUGUCCCCUCAAAAUAACUUAACACACAGCCAUUAAUGUCUAAACCGUUAGCAAUAAAAGUUGCCAAUUAGCCAUUUUCCCUCCCCAGUGUCAUGUGAUUCGUUAGUGUUACAAGAUCUUAGGUGUGAAUGGGGAGCAGGUGUGUUAAAUUUGGCGUUAUUGCUCUCACACUCUUUCGUACUGGUCACAGGACGUUCAACAUGGCACCCCAUGGCAAAUAACUCUCGGGGAUCUGAAAAAAAAGAACUGUUGCUCUACAUAAAGAUGGCCUACGCCAGGGGUAGGCAACCUACGGCACUAGUGCCAUGCACGGCACUCAAAGUGUCUUUGCACGGCACUCAAGGAUGCUAGAGCCAAACAGGCUUUGGCCUAUCAGGAGUCCCAGUGAAACUUCAGAUAUAUGCUAAUACGAAAAGGUGGUGAAAGACAACCCUCAAUUUAUGCAUUGCAGUACAUAGCGUAAGUGAUCUCAGGUCACUUCCUCCCAGCACUUGUGAAUGGGAAUCCACACUGUGGUAGAGCAGCCCACAGUGGAUAUUGCAGCUCCUGCCCUUCACCUGUACCUGCCUGGUCUCCACUGGAACCUAGGGAAGCCACCCAUACUGCUAGAUAUACUCAGAAAUGCACAAUAACCCUCCCCUCAUACAAAUAAUACGAACAGCCCACAAGCAAACAUACACACAAUCCGCACAAACGUAACCCGCUAACAAUCCACAUACAUGCACACAACCCCACAUGCAGCCUCUCACAUGCAAUACUCCAAACAGCCCCACACAUACACACACUACCAAACACACGUUAUGUGACAUAUCAAUCCACACACACAAUUCCACAAGCAGCCCCCAUACACAGCCCACAUUCAUAUGUAUCAUACACGAUACCACAAACUACUCUCGAACAUAUGCAAUAUAAUAGCUCAUAUACGCACAAAUACAAAGAUACAAAGCUAUUGCAGUAUAAAUAACACAAGGAGAAUAUGCCAGUAUACACACCUCAAUUUUAAAAAAUAGUACUGGCACACUACGGGACAUCACAAUCCUAUAUCGGCACAGUGCUGCUAAAAGGUUGCCUACCCCUGGCCUUGGCUAUAAGAAGAUUGCCAAGACCCUGAAACUGAGCUGCAGCAUGGUGGGCAAGACCACACAAUGGAUUCAUAGGACAGGUUCCACUCAGAACAGGCCUCGUCAUGGUCAACCAAAGAAGUUUAGUGCACAUGCUCAGUGUUAUAUCCAGAGGUUGUCUAUUGGGAUUAGACGCAGGGGUCGCGGCUGUUACCGGGCCCGGCCCACCAAGGGGCCCGCCGCCCUGCGACCCGGUAUGCACGCCAGUGUGGCCACAUUUUGCCAGCCUCUUCUCCUGGGGGGCCCAGGAACUGGCCACCUUAGGGCCCCCCGAGGCUGGCAGUGGCUUCAGUUUGCCGGCGGCUGGGCGCGCGAGGGAGCACUCUCCCCUGUGCGCUCUCUGCUCAGCUCCUUCGCAUGCACCACACUGAUGCCGGAAAAUGACGUCUCUGACAUCAAUACGCAGCGCGCGAGGAAGCUGGGCAGAGAGCACUUAGGUGAGAGUGCUCCCUUGUGCGCGCCCGGCUGCCCAGCAGCCCCACUGGACCCCAGGGACAGCAGGAAUCCCCAUAGCACUCCCAAAGGUAGAGAGGCUGGGGAUUAAAUUAAAAAAAAAAAAUAAUGUUAGUGUGAGUGUGUUACUGUGUCUGUUAUUGAGUGUGUGUCUGCUAGUGAGUGUCAGUGUGUGUGCCAGUGAGUGUGUGUUACUGUAUGUUAGUUUGUGUGUGUUUGUUAGUGAGAGUGUAUGUUUUGUAAGCGAGUGUGUAUGCGUGUCUGUUAGCUAGUGUGUAUGCGUCUGUUCGUGAACGUGUGUAUGUGUGUGUAGUUCAGCACUUACCUUUUCCCAGCGCCGGGCUCCCUUGGCACUGGGGAUUUCUCUGCCCCGAUCCACCUUUCACCUCCAAAUGCGCAUGCGCGCAUUCAAACUGCCCAUAGGAAAGCAUUACUUAAUGCUUUCCUAUGGACGUCCAGCGGAAGCGCCUCUAGCGGCUGUCAGUGAGACAGCUACUAGAGGCUGGGUUAACCCUCAGUGAAAAAUAAGAAGUUUCUCUGAAACUGCUAUGUUUUCAGCUGCAGGGUUAAAACUAGAGGGACCUGGCACCUAGACCACUUCAUUGAGCUGAAGUGAUCUGAGUGCCUAUAGCGGUCCUUUAAGUGUAUCUGCAUGCACUGGCGGCAUGCAGGGGUCGCAGCCCUGCGACUAGGUGCCCACCGCCAUGUGUAGCAGCACCGGCCCACGCAGAGUAAGCGCGGGGGGACCCACGGAUCAAUUUCGCACCGGGGCCCCAUGGAUCUUGUGUACGCCACUGCUACCAGCAUUGCAGCAGAUGUUGUAGGGGUGGGGGGUCAGCCUGGUAGUGCUCAGGCCAUACGUCGCACACUGCAUCAAAUUGGUCUGCAUAGCUGUCGUCCCAGAAGGAUGCCUCUUCUAAAAAUGAUGCUGAAGACAAGCAGACUAAGGAUAUGGAUUACUGGAACCAUGUCCUGUGGUGCAAUGAGACCAAGAUAAACUUAUUUGGUUCAGAUGGUGUCAAGCGUGUGUGUUGGCAACCAGGUGAGGAGUAGACGUUUGUCUUGCCUACAGUCAAGCAUGGUGGUGGGAGUGUAAUGGUCUGGGCCUGCAUGAGUGUUGCCGGCACUGGGGAGCUAGAGUUCAAUGAGGGAACCAUGAAUGCCAACAUGUACUGUGACAUACUGAAGCAGAUCAUGAUCCCCUCCCUUCGGAGACUGGGCCGUAGGGCAGUAUGCCAGCAUAAUAACGACCUCAAACACACAUCCAAGAUGACCAUUGCCUUUCUAAAGAAGCUGAAGGUUAAGGUGAUGGACUGGCCAAGCAUGUCUCCAGACCUAAACCCUAUUGAGCAGCUCUGGAGCAUCCUCAAACGGAAGGUGGGGGAGCGCAAGGUCUCUAAUAUCCACCAGCUCCGUGAUGUCGUCAUGGAGGAGUGGAAGAGGACUUCAGUGGCAACCUGUAAAGCUCUGGUAAACUCCAUGCCCAUGAGGGUUAAGGCAGUGCUGGAAAAUAAUGGUGGCCACACAAAUUAUUGACAUUUUGGGACAAAUUUGGACAUUUCCACUUAGGGGUGUACUCACUUGUGUUGCCAAUGGUUUACACAUUAAUACCUGUGUGUUGAGUUAUUUUGAGGGGACAGCAAAUUUACACUGUUAUACAGGCUGUACACCUACUACUUUACAUUGUAGCAGAGUGUAAUUUCUGCAGUGUUGUCACAUGAAAAGAUAUAAUAAAAUAUUUACAAAAAUGUGAGGGGUGUACUCACAUUUGUUAGAUUCUGUGUGUGUGUGUAUAUAUGUGUAUAUAUGUAUGUAUGUAUAUAUAUAUGUGUGUGUGUGUGUGUACAUACAUACAGGUGAUACUCAACAAAUUAGAAUAUCGUGCAAAAGUUAAUUUAUUUCAGUAAUGCAACGUACAAGGGGAAACUAAUAUAUGAGAUAGACGCAUUACGUGGAUUUGGGGUUUUCAUGAGAUGUAAGCCAUAAUCAUCGCACUUAUGACAAAUCACGGCUUGAACUAUCCUGCUUUGCAUGUAAUGCGUCUAUCUCAUAUAUUAGUCUCCCCUUGUAUGUUGCAUUACUGAAAUAAAUGAACUUUUGCACGAUAUUCAAAUUUUUUCGAGUAUUACCUGUGUGUGUGUAUGUAAACCAGUCAUUGGCGGACACAGUAUACUUAAUAAAGUAGUCAUUCGGUGAUUUAACCUGUAAUCAGAGGUGUAACUAGAAACCAAUUACCCUGCCACCCCAUGCAUCCCAUACUUCCCCCUAGCCCCAUCCAUGUGUCUUAAUUUCCCCCCAAGCCCCUCCAUGUGCAUUAUUCCCCCCAGCCCCUCCAUGUGCAUUAUUCCCCCCAGCCCCUCCAUGUGUCUUAUUCCCCCCCAGCCCCUCCAUGUUUCUCAAUGCCCCCUGCCUCUCCAUGUGUCUCAUUUCCCCCAAGGCCUCUCCAUGUUUCUCAUUUACCAAAAAGCCCCUUCAUGUGUCUCCUUUCCCCAAAAGCCCCUCCAUGUGUCUCAUUUCCUUCCCCAUAAGUCCCCUCCAUGUGUCUCAUUCCCCCCAAAGCCUCUUCAUGUGUUUCAUUUCCUCUCCCCCAAAACCCCUCUAUUUGCCUCAUUAUCUCCCCCCAACCCUCCAUGUGUCUCAUUCCCUUCUCCCCAAACCCUACGUGUGUCCCCUUCACUCCUCCCCAGUCCCUCCAUGUGUCCCUUUUCCUCUCUCCCAGCCUUUCCAUGUGUCUCAUACCCUACGUGUGUCCCCUUCCCUCCUCCCCAGUCCCUCCAUGUGUCUCAUUUCCUCCACCCAACUCUCCAUGUGUCUCAGUAUCUCCCCCCAGCCCCUCCAUGUGUCCCAUUCACUCCCACCAGCCCCUCCAUGUGUCUCAUUCACUCCCACCAGCCCCUCCAUGUAUCUUAUUUCCUUCUCCCCCAAGCCUUCCGUGUGUUCCAUUCCCUCCCCCCAGCCCCUCCAUGUAUCCCAUUUUCUCCCUCCUAGCUCCACCAUGUGUCCCAUUCCCUCCCCUCCAUGUGUCCCAUUCCCUCUCCCCAGCCCCCCAUGUGUUCCAUUUCUUCCCCUGUACCCCUCCAUGUGUCCCAUUCCCUCCCACCAGCCCCUUCAUGUGUCUCAUUCACUCCCCCAGCACCUCCAUGUUUCUCAUUCCCUUCUUCCCCCAGCCCUCUGUGUGUUCCUUUCCCUCCCCCCAACCCCUCCAUAUAUCCCAUUUCCUCCCUCCUAGCUCCACUAUGUGUCCCAUUCCACCCCAACCCCCAUGUGUUCCAUUUCCUCCCCCCAACUCCUCCAUGUGUCCAAUUUCCUUCCCUCAGUCCCUCCAUGUGUUUCUCCCCCUCCUGUACCUGGUCACCUCUCUCAGUGAGCACUUCCUGGCAGAGUGCCCAGCCACGAUACAUACAAUGGCAGGAGAGGAGCAGCACAGCUGUGCACUGGCCCUGAUGGUAAGCUACUGCGGCCUGGAUCUCUGGAGUGAUGGGCCCAGUUGCAGUAGCGACCCCUGCAACCUGGUUGGUAGGCGUCUGUAAUGUUUACAUCCAUAAGCAACUCAAGUCUUGUGUAGCAAUGGAAAGUGUGACAGUGCUUUUGCUGAUAUAAAUGGCUGCAAUUUCCAUUCUUAACAAUUGCUAAUGUCACUCAGCAGCAGUUGUUGAGGGAAAUAAACUGUGAAUGGUUAGUUCUCAGCAUUCAUUCCAACCAUAUCACAGGUCUAUAUAUAAAUAUUAAAAAAAUGCAAUAGAGCAGUUGCAAACACAAUUAUUACUCUGUAAGCCAAUGAAAGGUACACAGUUUAAUAUUUAUAAUAUAGCUUUCCUUUGAAAUAAUUAGCUGUAUUUUUGUAUACCGAUUGUCCUAGUUUUGGGGGAAAAUUUACUGAAUUUUGCAUCUUAUCCCUAAAAGGACUCCUCCUUAGUGAUACCAAUAAAAAGCCGAGUUUGAAGUACAGUAAAACACUAUUACAACAAGACGACAUCCAAUCAGGUAGAAAGCAAGCUUAUUGAAGGAACAGAGUCUAUACAGAUGUUUAAACAGCACCUGGAUGAAUACUUGCAAAAACAUUAUAAUCAGGGAUAUAAUUUUUCAUUUUUGGGUUAAUAGCUUCUUGAUCCAAGGAGAGACCUGACGACCAUUCUCUAGUCAAGAAGGAAUUUUUUUCCUAGUUUGUUACAAAAUUGGAAAGCUCUUCACAUUGGGUUUCUUGCCUUCUUUUGGAUCAACAGCAAAAAACAGAUGUGAGAGACAAAACACCCUAAUCCCGCAGCCCGUGCUGUGUGCCUCCAUGGGCCGGUGAGGGAGAUCAAAUAUCAAAUAUAUAUUGAAUUGUAUCCUAUUGAAAUCUGAUCUUAAUAUUAUAUUUGAUAAAGGGUACCCGAGCCCCUAUUGCAUGGUCGGAGAGUCCCUAAUUCUUCUGGCCAUAAUAAUUAACUAUUUAGUAAGUCCAGAGGGUGCCUAAUCCCUCUUACCAUGUUUCAAAAAGUUGCUUCCACUAAUGGCUUAAUAUCCUCAAGCCCUAGUCAUCUGCCCCCAUACUGUUCACCCUACUAUAUUUAUAAAAUUAUAAAUUGAAAGUGUCAUAGUUAUUUGCCGAAGCUUUGCUUAUUUAUUUUUCUUGGUCUUUAAUCAGCUUUCAUCUUUUUUAAAUCUUUUCUUAGAUUUUCUUUCCUUCAGCCAUAGUGAAAUGACCUAGAAACUACCAUAAAAAGAAUGAUGUGUCCAAUUGUGGAACCUACUGGAAUCUUCCAGUUUGCUAGAACCUGGUAGACAGGCAGAUAAACUUGUUUAUUCUGGUGCCUGAAUGGAAUGACCUAAAAUGUACCAGAAAUGGCUGAUGUGUAAAAAUGUACUACUGCUUUACUGUUUCACAACAGCUAUGUGGUCAAAUAUAUCAAGCUAUCUCCCUAAUUCUAAAACUUGCCUAUUAAAUGCACACACAUAUACAAAUCUAUCAAUACAAACCUAUUCAACAGCGCUGUAGCAUAUGUUGGUGCUCUCCACUAAUAAUAGAAACAUACACAGAAAAAACACAUUAAACUACCACUAGGUUCUGCCCAUUUAUUAUUUUAAUAGCUUCCUCCCACCACAUAUGAGCCCCUCAUUUAUUUAACAGCCUCCACCUGUUGCUCAUGGAUGGAUAGGGCUGGAUUAACAUAGGGGCUCUUGGAGAACUAGCUCCAGGCUCAUGCUUGUUGGUAGGCCCUAGCAGCUGUUUAUAAAUAUAAUCCCUGACAUGGGCUCCAUGUGGUGCCUAUUCAUUGUCUGGAAAUCCAGGAAGGGCUUAUAUUCCUCCCCACACAAUUACUAUGAUAAGGUCUUGGAUAAUCUAGUCUCUAGUUCUAAAAUCUUUGAGAUGGUGAAGUCUACUCUCUCUUAGUGCACCUCUGUAGACCUACUUACUGUUAUAGGGUGGAUCCAAAGGAUUGUUUGCCUAAUGGCCAAUGCUAAUGCCACUCUGGCCACAAAAAGUUUUUGUUUUUAAAAAAAGAUAGUUUAAGCUUAUUAACCUUGCCACCUCUGAGCCAGGACAACAGGAAAAGGUUUCUUUUUCAGAGACCAUUUGCAUACGAACUGGGCACUUUUAUUAGAACCUUCAUGGCCCUAGAUUAAGCAUAAUCUAACAUAUGAAAGGGGGCGUCUGAUCAUUGAUUCUUUCGGCGGACCCUGAUGCCAAUCCAGGGCAUCCUUCCACAAAACUAAACUGCCUUCCUCUCUCAGAAAGGUCACCCUUGGCAGAAUCGAGGCUACAGAGACACUCCUCGAAGCCGACAACCUUAUGGUAAGCUGAAUAUUACCUCACCAUUCUAUCCAUGUAAAAGUAGAGGGCAUACUGAUGUUUUUUUUUUUACAGAGCAUGGAUGUCCUUGACUACAGAUGCAUGGGUCCUACAGACUGUGAUGGCAUAUCAUAUAGAGUUAUUGACAACCCCAAACCAGACAUCUGCCCCACAAACGAUUCAAUUCUCAGAACAUGACCAAGGUAUGGUCUUUCAAGUGGUACACACAUUAGCUGACAAAGGAGCUAUAGUACCCAUUCCUGUAAUGUCUUUGGGUUUCAUCAGCAAUAUCUUUUUGGUACCCAUGUAAGGAGGUGGGUUGCUACCCGUGAUCAAAAUGGAAGGCAUACAUUGUCUACGGGACUUGCUCCUUACCAGGUAUCGUAUGGUCAAACUAGAUCUGCAAGAUGCAUAUCUCACUAUUCCCAUAGUGGAAGAUCAUUAAGACUAAUUGCAAUUCAUCUUGGGAUGACAGUAGUGGCGAUUCACCUGCCUACUGUUCGCCUAUAUUUAGCCCAGUGGUGCUUCACCAAACUGUUAAGACUUGACGUCCGCUCCUUAUGCUGGAAAGUUGUUUGUCUUAUUAUCUACUUACAUGACUUGUUAAUUAUAUCUCAAGAUACACCUACCCUAAAAUUACACCUCUCAUGGACAAAAACUCUCUUACAGCAACUAGGAUUUCUCAUCAACUGGGACAAGUCGUCCUUUACCCCAUCACAAUGAAUAAAAUACUUGGGGUUUACAAUAGAUUCUGUACAUGGCACUCUGUAUCUACCAGACUCCAAAGUCCUAAUCAUCAAAAAAGUAAAUCAGAAGGGUUCUCACUCAACCCAUGAUCACAAUACGUCACCUAGCACAGAUGAUUGGCCCAUUAUCUGUGUCACUCCAAGCCAUUUUCCUGGAUUUAGUAUAUUACCAAUCUCUUCAAUGCCUGAAGCACCGCUCACUCCAUCCAGGCAACACAUACGAUAACAUAAUUCCAUAUGACUGUGAGGCAGCAGAAGAACUCCCCUGGUGGCUCCUGCACAUUGACACAUGGAAUGGCAGAGCAAUUUUCAGGAGGAACUCUAUGUCGAUUGCCAAGAACUUCUAUCUGGCUCGUUUGCCCUUUCAGAGUCUCACAAACAAAUCAGUGAAUUGGUCAAUACUUCUAUGGCUGGACAAUGUAGCGACAGUUCAAUAUAUGUCAUCUGGAUGGCACCAGAUCACAAGCUCUGUCGAAUAUAGCAAAUGAAUUUUGGCAGUUCUACCCAACCUGCAAUCUUCAGUACAAGCUGAACAUAAUCCAGGUUCAUUCAUUACUUUAGUCUUCUUUUCUCAUGCCCACCUCUAUCUCAAUGUUUCUGCUCUUCUGUCCCAUCCUACCCCUGUUUGUGGCCCCUGUCUCCAAGUACUCACCUAAUUGCUGGACAGUGGUAAUGGUGUUGCUCAGUAACCACAGGUAGUCAGAGGUACACACUGGGUUAGGAUGCUGACGUCAUCCAUGUGGUCUCUUGUAGUUCCUUUAGCUGUCUGCAGGGGAGAGAGGACUUGCUGCCAUGAGUGCUGAGCAAGAAAAGGGAAGAGUUAUUCUCCUUCUCGUCUAAACACAUCAACCACCAACGGUAAGCAAUAUGAUCAAGGAGUGCUGCUUUCUUCAGCUUGAUGACUCAUGGCCAUGUACUUAUUGGUCUAAUCAGAAAUCAGACUGUGGAUAUUAGGAUGGCUCAACCUCCUCAGCCAUGCUAUAAUGUCCUCUGGUACCUCAAUAUUGUCAUUACAAUGUUCAAGAACUGGUCAUCCAACAUAGAUCUGUCACUGAGAUAUCUCACUGCGAAACUAGUCAUGUUAUUCUGCGUGAUAUCUUCUAAAUGUUUCUCUAAUGCCAGAGCAUUAGAUAUUGCUACCUGCUCCUUCACCUCUGUGUGAGUCUACUUUGACGCACCAAGACCUCAAUUAAAUUGGUUUCUACCCCAGUUUUCCACAUCAUGCUCGGUUAAGUCAUCUCCUGCCUUAGAGAAUACAAGCCCAGGACAGCACUCUUCAGGGAUUUCUCUUGUACAGAGUUAUUCCUCUCUCUUCGCAAACCUCAUCACCUGGUUUCUAUGAUCUAUUGAUGGGUAAAAUGGAUUCUUGAUUCUGCAGAAAUAGAUACUUAUACCUACGGACCUUAUUCCACUGUAAGGCUAUGACUUCUAAAGCAGGUUCUCUGGGAUAGUGGGAUGGUGCGUAGAAGACCACUAGCAACGGCUUUGUCAAGGGAAUCUACCUUCCUUGAAUUAUACUUUUGAACUUCUACACAUUUUGCUUCUACAGUUCUUGCUCAUCUUUAAACAAGCAUAAUAUGAGCCUCCAUGUCUUUAUAAAAUUACCAGAUUUUGCUAAUAUAACAUAAAGUCAUGAUUUUAUUAAGACACGAAGGCGAAUAUUAUUCCCACACCUAUUAUCUUUCUUUAUCUAUUGGUAAGUACAAACUUUCGUUUAUUAUAUGCGUAUAUUUUUCAUGACCUCACUUCAUUUUAAUUGCUUAGUAGAUUGUUUUUCUUAUACAAUAGUGUUUUUAUACACAAUUGAUAUUUAUUAAAUAUGACAUAUAUUUUGACUCCUUUUAUGUGUCCAUAUUACCAUAUAGUUCUCUUUUUCUUUUAGUGUGAAGUUACCUUGGGUGGACUCUCUAUGUGACAGACAGAUGGUUUUCUCAUUCUAUGUUUUAGUUUUCUGUUAUUUUCUACAUUAGGUUGUUUCAUCUUAUUUUGUUACAUUAGAGUUUUGGUGGAUAUCAAAGAAACAUCAAAGAAAAAGGAGUUUUGGAUUACAUUCAAUUAUAUAUGGAUGGGAGAAAUUGUUGGAUACUCUGAUUGGCUGUAUUAUGCGUUUGUUAAUAUUUAUGUUCUAUCACGUCAUUUUUGAAGUUUCAAAUAUUUUCUUUUUUUUCCCUCUUUGCUGCUGAGGAAAUAAAGAGAUAAGCCUAAUAUUCGGCUCCGUGUCUCAAGAAAAUCAUGACUUUAUGCCAUGAUAUUAGCAAAAUCUGGUAAUUUUAAAUUGUAAUUCCUGAAACUGUGUGCACUUUUUCCUUAAUGUGUACUUUGUCCAUUUGUGGCAGCCCAGCAAAACAGAAGUGGCAAUCAAUUGAUGUCCAUUGCAUGGACUGUAUAUAACUCAUUAUAUCAAUAGCAUAAUAUAAAUAAAGACAUACACAAAGAGACUGUGAAUGGAUAUAAUGGCCGGAGCUUUUAUGUAAAGGGUUUGAGCAGAAAUGCACAUAAACAUUCCAAUAAAUACAUAACCAGAAUUUUAUGAAUCUUAAAAUAACUUUAAAACCAAGCUUGAACUAAUGCAAUCUGCCCUGAGAGUCAGAUUUUUAUAAUUGUUCCUCUGCCCACCCACAAAAUUGAAAGGAGAGCUUACCCCUUGCCUUAAAACCUAUGACAGAUAAUUGAGAGGGUGGGAUGCUUGUUCUGGUAAUCUCAGGGAAGAGGUUUAGGUCGCCAAAAAUGCUGCCCUAUAUUCAACUGCUUGCGCCUCCAUAUUGCUAGCUACGUGCCCCCACUGCUAACUUUGUCCAGCAAUGGAGAGUUAUAUUGUCUGCAACAAUGCCAGCUAUUUGUAAUUCUGGCAUGAAGUAUACAUGCACAUUCACACAAUGUAGGAGUUUAUUCACUAAGUACUAAAUCGUUUCUCAAAUUAGACAUAUAUACAGUUGAUCUAGAAAAUAAUUCCAACUCGGCAAUAGUUGCAGUUUGGCUAUGUUACCUGAAAUGUUGAUGUUUGGUUUUCAGUUUACUACUAUCUGCUGUUAAGUGAAUAAAACUGCACAUAUGUACACAUUACACACACGCACAAAUACAUUCACAUAACAUACACAUUGCACAUGCUUUCAAUAUACCUUGAUAUACAAAUUACAUACAUUGCCCUCCACUAAUAUUGGCACCCUUCGUAAAAGACGACUGCAAACAACUCUUUAUUAUUUAACCUUUUGAUCUUUUGUUAAAAAAAUACGCAAAAAAUAUAGGACUUGCUGUAGCAAACUCACCCCUUUAAGAGAGUUUGCCAUGAGCUUUUGGAGCAGCUUACUUGCCCGCCUCCUGCCAUGUGACUAUGGCCCUGGGGGUAUUGCCCUUUAAAGACAGUAUUUGGGAAUAUUGUAUUGUACUGCACUGUUUCUGGCCCUUUAAGUACUUUAGGAAAAGACAUGCAGCUUUGCUAUGGCACUUCGGAUGCAGCCGAAGUAAUCGAAGUGGCCGCCAUUCGACAGCCGAACACGUGGCGGCGGCCAUUUUAGUUCAUUCGCACGUGGUCAGCGGUGUUUUGCCGUCGGUUUCAUGGAACUGAAAUCGGCUACUCGACGGCACGAACACCGCUGAAGUUGACCUUCUCAUCCACUUCAACUCAUCAGCUAAAGACGAAGUGCGUUCGACAAUUCGAACGCCAGGUUAUGCUGUACUAUUUGCACGAAUGCCCCCAUUCGUGCAUUCGAAUGAUACUUAGACAUUUUUGAAAUGGAAAAAUCAAUCAAAGUAUUGAUUAUUUCUUUGUGUAUCUGCCCCUGGCCAAAUCAUUGAAACGAUGCGUGCACGCUCCCUGAAGUAAUUCACACCAGACACAGGUUCCAGGUUGUUGAAUAACUUGAGGAAUGUUUAUUCAGAGAGGACAGCAGGUCCCUUUUAAAGCAAAAUUACAUCAUAAGCAUUGUCAGAGAUAACAUGGAAUUAUACAUCAAUAAUUGGUUAGGUGUUAAGUGGUCGCUCUAAUGCUCUGCCUACUGUAGGUGAUGUCACCGGGGCCAUGAGGGUCUCCCACGGUUUCCCGGCGCCAUCUUGCUGCACGAGGUAGUUAGUUGGUGUUAAGAAGGGAAGGGGGGGGAGGAGGGGUUAGAAGCUUCUAGCAGCCAUUUUGAUUAAAACAUGUGUGCUUAGCUUUAUAUAUGAUAUAUCGUGGAAUGAGUAAAUAGACAUGUUCAUUAACUAGGAAAUAUGUGCAGACCUUAUUUCCACAACAGUCCCCCCUAAAAUGGCUCUUUACCAUAACAACUGCUACUGUCCCUAAUAUGUCCCUAGCUGCCUGCAGCUCAUCUGUCUUAACAAGCAUCGAACACUUCACUCCGUGGGUAACCCGCAACGGCUAGUCCACCACAUCUCCACACGUGAGACUCGCCUGCUAAGACAGACGCUUUCCCUACACUGUCCCUACAGGAGAGCAGUUGUCUGUUUGAACUGAUGUGAUUGAAGGGGUGUAUGUGGAGUGUUAUCUUUGAGGUCUGUGAUGUCUUGAUGUAGGAAAGUAGGGGUCACGUCAUCUAUAGUCUUAUCUACCGCUUUCUGUAAGUACUUCUGUAUGCAAGGGAGCACGCAACAGGUUAAAAAUAAGAAGAUGAUAAUCAUUAUAAGAACAGCUGUCCCUACCUGGAAGAGAGUCCUUUGCCAACCAUUCAUCCACCCAAACCAUCUGUCCCAAGUGUCAGUGACUCCUGAAUUUUUCUUUAGUUCAUCAGAAAGACUAUCUAGCUUUUCUAUGGCCGUAGUCACCUUACCAUUUGGCCCAGUGUUGUCUGGAAUGUAUGUGCAACACGUCAUAGUCUCAGGGAGGAUCUUACAUACUCCCCCUUUCUCAGCUAAAAUCAUAUCUAGGGCCAUUCUAUUCUGAAAUGUCAUUUGAGUAGUGGCUUGUAACUGUUCUGCUAGGCCCUGUAGGGCAUCCCUUGUGUAGUUAACGAAGCGCUGCUGAUUAUAAUAGAUGUAGUUGAUCCAAUUGACAUUUUUGUUAGCAGUUAUCAUUGGAAUUAGGGAUUCAAAUCCUGCAGCCACUUCAUCUCUUGCUUUGAAUUCGUUAGGCACCCCCCUUGGCACACCUAUGGCAUCAAUAUACACAUGGGGGUCGAAGCUCCCUCGGAUAGGAGCCUCUCGUUUGGUUCUAGAGUGUACAUGUGUAAGGUUUAACGUGUUAUGACUACCAUCUGGAAUAAUGUGGAUAGGCAUUAUGACUUUGGUUAGGGCACACUCCCCCCACCAUUGCCCAGCUAAUUGGGACCUCAAUUGUUUGUCACCACAUAACCAAUAGAUAUCACCGAUUGUCUUUGUGUGGUUCAUUAGCAGUGAUACAGGUGGAUUAUGGUAAGUUGAGCAAGAUCCUGAUGGGAAUUUGCCCAGAUACAAACCAGCGUUCUUAGAUAUUGUAUAACAUGUGUAAUUACCUGGGUAGACGGUGACUCCAUCAGGUGGUUUUACAUGUCCAUGAGUGAUUGGGUAAAUUCUCUUCCAUGAUUGAGGAGUUGAGGAGUUGGUGGUGGAUUGUGCAUAAAGACUCAGAACACAUAAUUCUACUUCAGGGGGUAAGCUCAGAGGUACUGUACCCAGAUGGGGCCUGGCUCCUCCCCAUACAUAACAGUUAGUCUUAUUAUGUGAGUUGGCAUUAUACCUCAUCCAUUCUAGCCACAAAUGAGUGUCUGAAAACCCAGUCUCUACUGCCAUGGUAUCUUCAAAGGUGGGGUUGGCUAUAGCUACCAUGUCAUGUAGGGUCUUAAUAUGUGGCUUUAAUGGGUUAAUGAUCAUGUGAGUGGUCCCUACCCAGUCUGGGGAGGUGAGCAUGUCUUGUAGGUAAAAUGUCCCCAAUGCAUUAUGUGAGCCACCUCCCUUCCAAUACAUUCCCAUCACAUAUUCCCCUGCAUCCCUUGGGCUGGGGUGUUCUAUAUUCAGGGUAAGUUUAAUGGGAGUUGACCCUAUGGGUUUACUCAGAGUCAUUCUAGAAAGUAGGGGUUUCCCGUCUUUGUCAAGUCUGUCCAGUGCAACUUGAGGUCUGUAGCCCCAUGGUCUACCUGUAUUCCACCCGGCAGCUUUCCAUGAACUACAAUGGUGUCCCCAAACUCCUCCAGUCACACAAAUGUAUGGAUCCUUUUUGUUAGGUAUGUCUUUGUAUAUGGCUGCAUAUUGUGUUUGUGGAAAUGUACAAGUAACUAUGUCACAGUAAUCAAAGGUGUAUGUGGCUACAUCAGUAUUAGAAGAAUUGUACCAGAAAGUGUAAACGUGAUUAUCUUUGGUUAUGUCCACUUGUUGGGCCCAGGCAAAGUGUAGCAACAUAAGAAAACACAAGACACAUAAUAAAUUCAUAUUUCAACAGGAUCAGCCUCUUCUGGAGCAGGCACUUUUUUGCAAUGUGAAGCGUGUAUCCAAGAACUCUUUCCAGCUAGUUUAACUGACGUUGCUGUAAUCAGGAGCACUUGAUAAGGACCAUCAAAUCUCGGUUCUAGGGUGUGUUUUCUGAGAAACUUCUUGACCAUAACCCAAUCACCCGGAAGCAGCUUGUGUGUACCUUUAUUCGACUCAGGAUCUGGAAUAGAAGAAAACACUUGGGCAUGUAUCUUGGUCAAGGCAUGUGAGAGGGCAGUAACAUAGUCUACCAUAGCAUCUGACUGAAUCUGAAGCUGUUGGGGAAAGUAGCAACCUAACCUGGGUGCUGUACCAAACAAAAUCUCAUAAGGUGACAAGCUAUAUUUUCCUCUGGGAGUGUACCUUACACUAAAUAACGCUAGUGGGAGACUCUCGGGCCAGGGCAUGUUAGUUUCUUGUGACAUCUUAAGCAUUCUGGCUUUCAAAGUGCCAUUCAUGCGUUCUACCUUACCGCUACUUUGUGGGUGGUAUGGUGUGUGGAAUGCAAGGGUCACCCCCAGUGCUGACCAGACUUCCCGUGUUAGCGAGGCAGUGAAGGAGGUCUCUUGGUCACUUUCAACUACUUCUGGAACUCCAUAGCGGCAAACUAUUUCUGUCAAAAGAUACUUGGCUGUAGUCCUCGCGGUGAGAUUAGUCACUGGGAAGGCCUCUGGCCAUCCUGAAAACAUGUCCCCUAUGACCAAUGCAUAUUCAUAACGUCCACUCUUUGGCAUCUGAAUGUGAUCAAUCUGGAUCCUCUGGAAGGGGUAUUGUGGUUUAGCUAGGUGAUUAGGUGCGGUCUUUAUGAUCUUUCCAGGAUUGCAUUUAGCACAUAUAGUACAAUAUUUACAGUAAUUCUGUGUUAAGGUAGUGAUGCCUGGUGCUUUUAAAAUACUUGUCAAUCAGUGAGUUCAUCAGGAGUUUCGACAGGUGGGCUGGCCCAUGGGCCCAUUGGACCACCGCUGAGUACAUACUUCUGGGUAAGCAGAACUUGAGAUUGAUGGUGUAAACAUCAUCACGGAGUACAGCUCCUUUAAUCUUCCAACUUUGUUUCUCCUGGGGAGUAGCAGCAGCUUGUUGUUCCUUCAGAAGCCUAAGAUCUGUAGGCAAUGUUUGCAUAGUGUAGAUGGGUAAUGUAUCUGUGGCCACUCUUCUGUCCACUUCCCAUCCUUGCCGUGCUGCUUCCUUAGCUGCCUGAUCAGCUAAGUGGUUGCCCCGUGCUUCUUCUGUGUCUAGUCUUCCGUGGGCUUUUACUUUCAGUACUGCCACCUCUGCUGGAAGUUCCAAUGCAUCCAUCAGUUCUGCAAUGGCUGCCCCAUGUUUUACUGGGGUACCGGUAGCCGUAAGAAAUCCUCUGGUCUUCCAAAUUAAGCCAAAGUCAUGUGCUACUCCCAGGGCAUAUCUUGAAUCCGUGUAAAUAUUGACACGUAGACCUUCAGACAAUUUGCAGGCCACAGUCAGGGCUGUUAGCUCGGCUUCUUGAGCAGACUUAGCUGGUUGUAGGGCAGCUGCUUGUAAUACUUGACAUCCUGUGGUGACUGCAUACCCAAUGUGAUAUUGUCCCUGUUCAUCAGCAAAUCUUGACCCAUCCACAAAUAGUGUUUGGUCCGGGUUGAGUAAUGCAGCUUCAUAGACAGUUGGUAGGUGUGUAGUUUCCAUUUUCAUUUGUUCAAAACAAUCUUGGGUCAUUUGGUUCCAGGUUUUGGCCAUCGGGCCUAGGUCUUUCCAUGAGGUGUCGGGGGAUCUGGUGAGAGAUAUGUGUGGGAUAGCUGUUUCCCAAUGAUGAUAGAGAUGUGUUACAUUCUCUGGAAGAUGGACUAAGAUGAGCAUGGUACCUGCGGGGUCCCAGAAUAAGUCAGUCAGGGUAAUUUGAAUUUCUUUGAGCUGGAAUAGUUCUUCCUCAUAGUUCAUAUCAGGGCCUGGUACGUCCUUAAACCACAAGGUACAGUGAAGUAGGGCCUCUGAUUGUUCAUCAUGUGGAGGUGCAAGUGCAGGCAGCUGCAAAUCUGUUCGAACCUCUGGGUUGAUAUCCAGGCUAUACCAGUAAUGCACAACUCCCCCCUUUGGGAAGUGGCAGAAGAGUGGCUGGGUUCAGGGAAAGACAUCUCUGGAGUUUCACAUUGUCAGGUAGAAGUAAGGAGGUUUGCAGACGGAGGUGACGUUGGGAGGAAAGGUGUUUAGGUUGAACUUGUUGCAGGAUUGCAGUAAUGUCAUGAGGGGCCAACACUGUGAGGUGAUGGCCAAGAACAAAAUCAUUCGUCUUGUCUAGGAGGGCGCUGGCGGCAAACACCGCUCUGAGGCAAGAGGGGCUACCCCUCGCAACAGGGUUAAGCAUGCAGGAAAAAUAGCCAAUAGGUCGUUGCCGUGACCCAUGUUUCUGGGUAAGGACUCCGGAAGCAUGUCCUGACUUUUCAGAGACAAACAAAUUGAAAGGAAGUUGGUAGUUGGGUAGGCCCAAAGCAGGUGCAGAAGCAAUAGCUCUUUUCAGAUUGUGGAAACAGAUUCAGUGAGGUGAAAACUCCUGAGGGCAUCAUAGAGUGGCUGCAUGAGCUUUGAUGCUUCGGGUAUCCAGGACCUGCAAUAUGUGAUAAGACCCAAAAAGGCAUGAAGAGUCUGAUGUGUCGCAGGUAAAGGGAGUUGCAGAAUAGCUUGCACACGUUGAGAAGUUAGAUGUUUGGUGCCAUGGGAAAGGCAAUGUCCCAAGAAGACCACAGAGGGCCGGCACCAUUGUAGCUUUGAUUUUGAAGCUUUGCAACCGGCUGCAGCGAGGAAACAUAGGAGAUCUUCUGAGUCACGCUCUGCAGUGGGCAAAUCAGGAGCACAGAGAAGGAGAUCAUCAACAUAUUGAAGCAGGACAACAUCCAAAUGAGAUUUCUGCCAGGGAUCCAGAACCAGGGACAUGGCAUGAGCAAACUGUGUGGGGGAAUUCUGAGCCCCCUGAGGCAUAACAGUCCAGGUAUAUUGUUGUCCUUCAUGAGUGAAGGCGAAGAGAAAGCGGCAGGAAGGGUCAAGGGGGACACUGAAAAAGGCAUUAGCUAGAUCCACUACAGUGAAUAUUGUGGAAGUUGGUGGGACCUGGGACAAGAGGGUGUGAGGGUUUGGAACAAUAGCAGUGUCUUUUAUGGUUACUUCAUUAACAGCACGGAGGUCCUGCACCAUGCGGUACUGGUCGGGUUGACCCUUAACAGUUCGCUUUUUAACAGGGAAAAGUGGUGUGUUACAUGGAGAUGUGCACUUGAUGAGGGCACCUUUGGCAAGUAGGCUUUCAACUUGUUUGGUGAUGGCUUCAGCUUGUGCUGGCUUCAGAGGAUACUGUGGUCUACGAGGAGGUAGUGCUCCAGGCAGGAGCUGGACCAAGACUGGGGGUACAUGUAAGCGCCCAAUAUCAUCCGGGCCGGUGGACCAAAGUUCUUGGGGGAUACGAUCCAGAACACUGGGGGUGUGUGAGACCCGUGCAUUCCCUGUACUGUCAGUUAGGUUCAACAAGAUGGGGAGUGAGCAGAGGACAGAGGUAUCUUUUUGUGAUAAGGGGGUUGUCAACUCAACUUGACCAUCUGCAGUAAAGGUAAUAGAAGCCUGGAGCCGAGAGAGCACAUCAGCACCUAGGAGGUUAAUGGGGCAAGUAGAGGAAACAACAAACCGGGAGAGGAUGUGUGAUCCUACGUGUAGGAGCUUAGUAAGGGGGUUACUGCGUGGUGUACCAUCCACCCCAACACAGGAGACAUCGGUGUCAGAUAAGAAGGAAGGGUCUGGCAGGUCUUGUUCCCUAAGGACACUACGGGCUGCACCUGUGUCAACUAGAAAGGUGGUUGGGUGACCCUCCACGGGGAGAACUACAGUAGCUAAAGGCCCUCCCCCAUCCCCCGCAGACACUGCCAUGGCAGGGGUUGCUGACACAGGCUUGCCAGUUACCUAUUGUAAUAAAUCUAGAUGGGCCUGGUCUGGUCCCUGGUACCGGCGGGAAGUGGAAGGAGGGUUAGUAGAAUGCGUGGGAGGACGGGAUGGACGGAUGGCGUGGCGGGGUUGUGGCUGACUGUCUUGGAAAUCAUCGUUGUCAUACCCUUCAGCGGAGGGCGAAGUGUAUGCACGAGCUUCUGAUGCAGGGAGCCGGGCUUGGGUGUAUUCAGGAGGAGGAGGAGGUGGAGGAAGUUGAGGCAACUGUGGAUGGGGCAGGGCAGGGAGGUAACCAGUGGAGGGGAAGUUAUAGCCGGUGACAUGGGGACUUGGGUACCGGGGAGUCUGUUGGCAGAUCACUCUAGGGUGUGGGCAAUCUCUUCUAAAGUGACCUGGCUGAUUACAAUUAAAACAGGUCCGGAUUGUCGUGAUAGUCCGGUCCCGGGAGAAGGGAAUUGGUGCAGGCAGUGUCUGGGGUGACUGAGUGUACUGCUGGGGGAGUAACUGAGGAACUUGGUUAGAACCUGCAAUUGGUGUGGAGGUAGUGUACAUCAGAGGACUAGUUCUUCACUGUGUGGGUUGCAAAACAGAUUCUAAGCCUUUGGCUACCAACAAAAGAGUGUCCAGUGGAAUAAUUCUGUACUCUGGGCGAGCUAAAAUUAACCCCUUACGAAUGUGUUGCCUAAGGCCUGCCACAAAAGCUGCAGAUGGCAUCUGGGUGUGUGCUUUGUUAUAGGUGCUGAACCCUAAGUCUGAGAAAGUCUGAGUCAAUCUAGAGUGAUACUUUUCAACUGUUUCAAGUUUAUCCUGAAUUAUGUCAUUUAUGCAAGUAGCCUGAUCAGCUAGUUUAUCCUGUGCCCAGGCUCGAAGCUGUUCACAGAAAAUUUCACCAGAACGAAAAUCAGUAUCAGAAGUAAGUGGAGCGUCGUUAAAGCUCUGUUCCAUGAUUGGCCAGUAUGCAUCUCCAGCCUUUAUUUCACACAAACUAAUAAGAUCCCGCCAAGCAGCGGAGUAUGUUCUACGGAUCUGGGCCAUCCUGCGGAAAAAGGGCAUGGGGUGUUUCUCAGGAUCAGGGAGUGAGGUUACCAGGGUAGCAGCUUGGGAAGGGUUGAAGGUAACAUACAUGGGUGGUGCACCAUCCGCUCCAUGGUUAAUCUGGGCAUAACCCUGGGGGAUAGAGUGCCGUUGGGGGAGCCUGUUCCCCCCUAGGCGAGGUGAGCCCUGGUCCACCACAACGACCUCCUCGGGUGCCACCGGGCCGCGGUGAAGAGUAGUCUCAGGGGUAGCUGUGGCGGGGGCGGCAGGGAGGCCGGUGAUGGGAGAGGUAGUUGGAUGGAAACCCGAGGCCUGGGGGGAAGCGCCCAUUGCAUAGGGUUGGUCCGAUGUCACAGACACCUCGGACCCAACCACCAUGAUUGGAUAACUAGGACUGGCGGAAGGGACGUGAGGAAUCAAUGCCAUGGAAGGGGCUGCUAUGGGGGCCGGUUGAGAUGGGCGUGAGAGGUGAGUGUUUAGGACAUGAGCAAGAGCAGAGAUUGGAUCGGAAGGCUCGGGGAUGCUAGCGGGAGACAAGGAAGGGGUCGGAGGUUUGGGGGGAGGAGGUGGAGGAGGUGGUGGUAAAUCAGUGGGAGGCGGCACAGGGAUCGCGGAAUUAACCAGGGAGGUAACAGCAGAGAAGAGGGCGGAUAUCGAGCUAGACAGGUCAUUGGCCAUGGAUGGGUCAGGGGUCACCGGGGGAGGGGUCGGAGGGAUGGGAACAGGGGGCUGUGUCGUAACAACGUGGGUGGAGGGUUGGGACGGCAAACCAGUCGGGGGAGGAGGAGGCAACGAGGUAGAGGGGGCCGGGGCUUCGGGAGGAGGUAACACUGGAGAAGGGGUUGGAGGGGUGGUAACAGGGGGUUGGGUCAGGGCGGUGAGGGCAGAGAUUAGGGACGGCAAAUCGGCCGAGGGAGGAGGAGGCAACGAGGUAGAGGGGGCCGGGACUUCGGGAGGAGGUAACACUGGAGAAGGGGUUGGAGGGGUGGUAACAGGGGGUUGGGUCAGGGCGGUGAGGGCAGAGAUUAGGGACGGCAAAUCGGCCGAGGGAGGAGGAGACAACGAGGUAGAGGGGGCCGGGACUUCGGGAGGAGGAGGUAACACUGGAGAAGGGGUCGGAGGGGUGGUAACGGGGGUUGGGUCAGGGCGGUGAGGGCAGAGAUUAGGGACGGCAAAUCGGCCGAGGGAGGAGGAGGCAACGAGGUAGAGGGGGCCGGGACUUCGGGAGGAGGUAACACUGGAGAAGGGGUUGGAGGGGUGGUAACAGGGGGCUGGGUCAGGGCGGUGAGGGCAGAGAUUAGGGACGGCAAAUCGGCCGAGGGGGGAGGAGGCAACGAGGUAGAGGGGGCCGGGACUUCGGGAGGAGGUAACACUGUGUGGAUAGCGGGAGGGUCCUGGAGGAUGGGAGUGGUGUCUGUGCAUAAGGGAGCAGAGGCAAGGGGACCGGGAUUAACGGGCUGGACAAGAUUCAUGAGAGUGGAGAGUAGGGAUGAGGGAUCCUUGGAGGAGAAGGGUGAAGGGGAAUGAGAAGGAGGGAAGGGCAGAGAGGGUGAAGGGGUAGGGGUCACGGGACAGGUCACUUUCGAAAGGCUAGCGAGAAAAGAGGAAAGGUCUGGGUCUGGGGGUAUGGGAGAAGGAGGGUCCGUGGGGGGACAGGGGUCCGGAGGAACGGGGUCGGUGGAAUGGGCAAGGGUCGGGGGAGUUGGGUGUGUAACAGACGAGGAGGGUGAGAGAGCGGGUGUUGCUAGGGAUGGGGUACUCGAGGUGGAGAGGGAAUGAGAGGAGGAAGAGGAGGGAACUUUGGUGGGUGAGGCGGGAGUAGUUAGGACGGGAUCUUGACGAGGAUUCGGAGUGGGAACAGGCACUGGGAGAGGUAGCGGAGGACAUGGAGGGGGGGGACUUCAACAGACAUGACGGGAGAAUGGUUGAUGGAGGGGGCUGGGUCAUAGGAGGGCUGGUGCAUGGGAGUGGGUGGGAACGAGUGAAGUGGCACUGGGUAAUAGUAAGCACCAUCCGCACCGAGUACGGGGCACAGGGGGGUAGGAGCUGAAGGCACACCCCUGGGGGGUGGGGUCUGUGCUGUGACGGGGGAAGCAGGGCGGGAAUUUACUAUUGUGCUCUGGGCGCCAUCAUAGGGCGGUGGUCGCGGGACAAUGGAAACAACAUCAUCAUUGUUAACACUCCUAUGGUAAACAUACACGAUUUGCCCCUCAAACUCCAACUCUUCCUCGACCCAUCCUUCCCGUUUCAGACCUCUAGCUACCCGAUACCAAGCCUCUGCAACCUUUGUGAGUCCAUUAUCCAACAACAACCCUUCCUUGUCUAUGAGUAACUUCCUCCAAAACUCAGGCUGCAAUCUCCCACUGGGCGACAUCUGAAAGCCACACACCUUAGCAAUCUUUCUAAGUUUCAACAUUGCAUCUUCCCCUGCCCUUUCUUUCACAGUGUCACAAGCCAGCAAGCCCUUAGCAGGUCUAGCAUGUUCCUGUCCCAUCUUGAGUAAUCGAAGCGUGCCACGUGCUAAAGACAGAUAAAUAGAGGAGGUACAAGGGAGAAGGAAAAAGAAUGUCUACAGUGCUCAACUGCCACGAGAACUUGAGCCCCGUGCGUCUUCCCCAAACGUAGACCAGUCACGGAGAUCCGCCCACCCGGGGUGGUGGUCACGGACGGGAGCGAGUGAGUGUGGGUGACUAACACAGCUCUGGGCAACAGGCACAGGAGAGAUAAAGAACAAAGGAGAAAAUGAACGUGGCUGUGCUAAUGAGAAGACAUUUGCAAAAAUCACAAACAUAUAAAUGAGCGUAAACUCCGGAAUCCAGAACUAACCACACAAUACACACACACACACCAAGGGUACCCACACUGUAACAACAAUUAAACAAAAACCACAGAAUGAUAGAGAGUAAAAUGGCCAUGUACAUGUUAACACCACUGGUGCCAAAUAUUCAAAGUAUAGCAAUCCCCAGCCGUCACCCACCAGGCUGGUCCCGGUAUAACACAGGUACCAAUGAAAACACUGCAAUGAUCAAACAAAAUCCCAGCCCCACCGGCUGUAACGCGUUCCCUGCCCGCUAGGCAGUCAAGCUAACAUAAAAUCCCAGCCCCACCGGCUGUAAUGCGUUCCCUGCCCGCUAGGCAGUCAAGCUAACAUAAAAUCCCAGCAACACCGGCUGUAUUGCGUUCCCUGCCCGCUAGGCAGUCAAGCUAACAUAAAAUCCCAGCCCCACCGGCUGUAAUGCGUUCCCUGCCCGCCAGGCAGUCAAGCUAACAUAAAAUCCCAGCCCCACCGGCUGUAAUGCGUUCCCUGCCCGCUAGGCAGUCAAGCUAACAUAUCUUAAAAGAAGGAGAAACACACACACACACAAAUGAAUACAGGAGGCAGAUAGACAAUCGACAGGUUCACUUUAAAAAAAGGCACACCGGAUGAGUUAAUUACCUGUCUCUAGUAGCCUUCUGGAAGCCGGAAGUGGACUCGGAGACAGACCGACACAAAACAGGAGAAUAACACAGGCAACGGCUGUAUUAUGGAGGUGAUCAGGCUCCGCUUGUCCCACUUUCCGGAGGUCCGCUCCGGUCCGUUGGUUCCGGCCCUCCGAACCGGCCCUCCGGUGGCCCCACGUUGGGCGCCAAUUGAAAUGGAAAAAUCAAUCAAAGUAUUGAUUAUUUCUUUGUGUAUCUGCCCCUGGCCAAAUCAAUGAAACAAUGCGUGCACGCUCCCUGAAGUAAUUCACACCAGACACAGGUUCCAGGUUGUUGAAUAACUUGAGGAAUGUUUAUUCAGAGGGGACGGCAGGUCCCUUUUAAAGCAAAAUUACAUCAUAAGCAUUGUCAGAGAUAACAUGGAAUUAUACAUCAAUAAUUGGUUAGGUGUUAAGUGGUCGCUCUAAUGCUCUGCCUACUGUAGGUGAUGUCACCGGGGCCAUGAGGGUCUCCCACGGUUUCCCGGCGCCAUCUUGCUGCACGAGGUAGUUAGUUGGUGUUAAGAAGGGAAGGGGGGGGAGGAGGGGUUAGAAGCUUCUAGCAGCCAUUUUGAUUAAAACAUGUGUGCUUAGCUUUAUAUAUGAUAUAUCGUGGAAUGAGUAAAUAGACAUUUUCAUUAACUAGGAAAUAUGUGCAGACCUUAUUUCCACAACAUUUUUCUUGUGUGAAAUUGACCGACCGCACAGCCCAAAUCUGUUUUGGGCAGGAAAAUGUGGUCGGUCAGAAAAGGACUCCCAACUAACUUUUGAACUACUGGAGGGAUUUGUAUGAUUUUUAAUUAUGUAUAUAUUUCAAGUGUGCUGAUUCUGAAAAUGUAUGUUUUAUGUGAAUGGCAUGUAUAUUUUGGAAGAUAUUAAUAUUUUGUAAAAACUGUAUAUUUUCUGCCUGUGAUAAUUAAGUUUAGUCUAUUGUGUUGAGAUAAUUGUAUCACAGGCAGAGGGGAGGAUUUCUGAUGUCAUAAAUGGGAGUGUUUAGCUGUGUUGUAACAUAUUGAUUGGUUGUUCUUCAAAACCCUGUGGGCAGUCCUUUUUGUGUAAGGAUGUGCAUAAAAGCAGAGUGUUUGAUUAAAAGUUUCAGUUCUGCUCCUGAUACUGUGUGUCGUUCAGUCAUUGGGAAAGGUGAUGGGAUAUUAUUGGAUUGUCUUUCUGAUGGUGCCUGCUACUCUAUGGGAUUUACUACUUGUUCCUGAGCCACACCUGGACUACCAGCGGAAAUAGUCUGUGAGAGACCGGCGUUCCGCUACACUUGCUAAUUAAGUUCUCAGGUCCCCCAAUAUAUACUUAAUAAAAAACUUAUGUAUAAAUAAUAUAGAAAUUACAUUUAGACUCAAAUUUAUAUAUAUAUAUAUAUAUAUAUAUAUAUAUAUAUAUAUAUAUAUAUAUAUAUAUAUAUAUAUAUAUAUAUAUAUAUUUCAUUCUAAGAGUAUUUUGAUAGAAAUAUAGAUAGAUAAUGUAAGUGUAAGGGUAUUUUGAGAUUAUUUUAUAUAUAUAUAUAUAUAUAUAUAUAUAUAUAAAAACUAGGAAUUUUUUAUUAAUAAUGUAUAUAUAAUAAUUUUAUUUUUAUAGAUUAUGUUUUCGGGGUACAGCCUGACAACUCAAAUGCCAUGGUAAGUAAGUAUACAAGGCCGGGGGAAGGAUGGGGGGGUGGGGUAGACGAUUGGUAGGGCAUUAUGACAUAGAUCGUUCGCUGUCUGUAAGGGGUUGAUAGAUCCAAACCAAUAAAUGGCUUAUAAACUUCUGAUAAAGAACAUUUGCUAUAAUUGAAUUAAGGCAAAAGUUAGGAACAAACCACAUGGCAGUAAAACUCAUAGUACGGUGCACUGUUUUUGAAUGUAGAAGAGUGAUUCAGACACAAAAACAUUCACCGUAAUAUCAUGCCUUCCAACUGCCACACCUUUGGUGGGACAGUUUGAAUUUUGUGUUCCUGUCCUGCUUUAGUUCCCUUGUGUUCUGCAUUCAAACUGGUCCCUGGGCACCAGAGUGCAAGUGCAUCAUUAAAUGCGCUUGUGCAGGCACUAGGACCAAGCAGCACUCCUUGCAUGGUCCUCUACUUAGGGAAGCUGUCUGGGAGGCUUUCUGUGAAUCUGGAGUGCUUGAUCCCGGGCUCACAUGCCCAUUUCAGGGUUGUCACCAGUGAUACAAUUUCUGUCAGUGAUGCUCCCUGAGAAAGCCCUGUCCAGAUUCCUGACACCUCACUCAUUAUAGAACUUUGCAACAAAACUUGUGUAGCAGUAACUGUGUAGUAAAAAUGUGUAUGAGUAUAUCUGAGAACUCAAACAGGAGUUUGUAGUGUGUAGGUAUAUCACAGAUAAAAGAUAAAGAUAGAGGAGUGCAAAUACAAAUGUAUAUGGUAUACUUAGAGACACUGGUCAGUCCUUUAAAUGUAACCUAUAUACAAAGAGAUCCAAACAUAGCAUAAUACUGUUUGACCAAAUAAUAUAGUAAAUAAAUGUGGAUUUUCACUCAUACUUUGCAGAGCCACAUAUAGUAGGCUCCGACUAUAGUUGCUCUUUAAUAAUUCCCUGGUAUGCUGAACUCCACCACGUCUCCAGGAUUCUCCACUUGUGUCAGGAUACAGGAGAUGUAAUAAUUCCAAUAAAGAGUGGGGAUACUUUUCAAAAUUUAAUAGUGUUCACAAAUAUACAGGGACAUAUAUAAAGUGCAUAAAACAAGAUAGCAGCACUAAAUGUACAAAGACAUAUAUAAAGUGCAUAAAAAAGAAUAGCAACACUAACGCGUUUCGACUAAAAUAAAGUCUUUUUCAAAGUGCAUAAGACAGUAAUCACCAUGUUGAAUAUUUAUAUCCUCUCUAAUGUUCAAAUUUGGCGCCCAAACAUCUCCGUCGUGAUGUCCUCCUCCUACUUCCUGGUUCCGGCGGGCGGCUUCCACGUUCCCGCCCUCUUUCACGUCACGUUGCGUCUGACGUCAGACCUUUUCGCCGAUCCGGAAGUACUUCAUAUUAGGUCACUGAAGUUAUCGCAGCCAUAUUUGAACAGUCUUAGAUUGUAUAAUUUACAUGGGAAUGUCCUGGCAAUGUAUAUUCUUCAAAUAGAGGUUCCUCUUAUCCUUAAACUUACUACAUUUGUAAUCAUUAUAACAAUACACUUGUAUGUCCAAAAUAAUUUUAUAUAUAGAAAUCUAAUUAAUAACAUGUUAUAUAAAAUAAAAUAAAGAAGGUAAAAAGAACGGAGAGGGAAAGAGAUUUAAAGAGAGAGAGAUAUUAUCAAUCUAAAACCUGUAAAAACAAUAUAAUAAAAAAGGUAUAUAUUAUUAAAAAUAUAUAUUUUUAUAAGGUCUCAACAUGGAUUUUGAGAUGAGUGUACUUAUUUAACAUUUUUAAGGUUAUAAAUAUAUAUAUUUUUAAUAAUAUAUACCUUUUUAAAUAAUAUAUACCUUGGAAGCCGCCCGCCGGAACCAGGAAGUAGGAGGAGGACAUCACGAUGGAGAUGUUUGGGCGCCAAAUUUGAACAUUAGAGAGGAUAUAAAUAUUCAACAUGGUGAUUACUGUCUUAUGCACUUUGAAAAAGACUUUAUUUUAGUCGAAACGCGUUAGUGUUGCUAUUCUUUUUUUAUGCACUUUAUAUAUGUCUUUGUACAUUUAGUGCUGCUAUCUUGUUUUAUGCACUUUAUAUAUGUCCCUGUAUAUUUGUGAACACUAUUAAAUUUUGAAAAGUAUCCCCACUCUUUAUUGGAAUUAUUACAUCUCCUGUAUCCUGACACAAGUGGAGAAUCCUGGAGACGUGGUGGAGUUCAGCAUACCAGGGAAUUAUUAAAGAGCAACUAUAGUCAGAGCCUACUAUAUGUGGCUCUGCAAAGUGUGAGUGAAAAUCCACAUUUAUUUACUAUAUUAUUUGGUCAAACAGUAUUAUGCUAUGUUUGGAUCUCUUUCUAUAUAGGUUACAUUUAAAGGACUGACCAGUGUCUCUAAGUAUACCAUAUACAUUUGAAUUUGCACUCCUCUAUCUUUAUCUUUUACUUGUGUUUUUUAAGUGGUUUUAAAACACUGUGGAGUUGCACUGAUAUUUCCGCUACCACCCCCACACUUGUGUGUUUUGCACUUUAUUGUGUAAGUUUGUUUUGUAAGGUAUAUCACAGAGUUGAACCGAAAUACAAUUUACAGUAUUAUACAAUGUGUGAAAGCCCCUCUCUCCUUUCACCGGAGGUGUCCCAAAGUGUUUGAAAAUUUUGUGGAAACUGACAUGUGUACAGCUGCCACUAACUGCUCAUCGUUUAGUAGAUAUCCCUCAACCUGCAGCAUGUUGGGUGGGGGCUAAAAGAUAAUUUUAUCAACCUUAUAUUGAUAUAUGGCUCAUAUUGUAUUUUUACUUUUAGCGUGGCUGCUGGCUAGCAAGAGCUUGCCUUCUGCUACACACUCUCACACUGCCACGGAUUUCUUUUUUAACUGUUUGCCUGCUGGCUGCUAGCACUGCCAGGUGGAAUGUUUACAAUGUGGGUUUAAAUUUUAACAAUCUGGUCCUGCAUUUUUAGCCUUCAGAUCCAGAUUUCAGCUGUUUAGUUACAUCUUAAAUCCGGUGGACAUUCCCGUCUAUUUGAAUGCUGCUCUACAGAAUCUGGACUUUUCUGGACAAUCUUGUCUAUUGUGUCUAGAUGUUGUGCCUAAAUACCCCCUGAUAGAUCCAAUACUCUUGGGGCAUUUAGACUUUAAUGAAUAACCCUGCUUUACUUCUUGUCUUACUAGAAAACAAUUUAAAUUAAGCUUCUUGUUAAUACCCCAUUAACACAUUCUCACUAUUCUAAUCAUUACAGUGCAAACCAUGUAGUUUUUAUUAAAGAGACAUAUGAGUACAUCUCUUUUUCAGAACUACUGGAUAACAUGGAAAAUAGACUGUGCUGCAGCUAAGCUGAUUCUUUUUUCUGUUUUAAAAAUAGAAAGUGCAGAGUGCAGUGCAUCCCUUCCCCCAAUGAGUGUCCAAUGCACCAGCCUUGUGUUAGUGAAAAGAUUUUAGUGUUGUUGACAUAGAGUACAAUCAUUCUUUUAUCGGAAUGCCAAGGAGGAAAUGCAUGCAGAAUCACCCUUGGGAACGUUGUUGAUCCAAUGAAGGGAGAGAUCACUAUAACGCAGAACAGUAAGCAUGUCUGUAAAUGCUGCAACACAGGACAGUCACAAGAGGAAAAGAAGCCUAGACACUCCAGAAAAGUAUCCUGCAAAGCGUAGAGCAAACUGGGGCAUUCUUACUAACCAAGGUCAGUAGAAUUCCACUCUGUGCGAGGCCUGUAAGCUAUUUAUAUUGGCUAUGAAAUCAGAUUGUAUAGUGGGAGUCCUAUGCUUCUAACCGUAAAGGAGCUAUGCUUAUGUGCCCUAUUUGAUGAUUCAAAGUCAAGUUGCUUUAUAAAUAAUGCAUCAUUUUAAAAUGGUAGUCGCUGCGUCCUAUAAAAUCACCUGAAAUUCCCAGAUGACAUCAGACACUGCAAUUAUUGAAAGGCAAAUGCAGAAAGAGGUAUAAUAUCACUCUCUCUUUAUGCAUAGAUUGUAAGUUCUUACGACAAAGAUUCUCACUGGGUUUUUUUUCUGCUGCUGCUGCUGAACUUUUCAAUAAUAACCCAAUAUUUUACGUUUUCCUUGUUAUCACACUCCUCAUACAUCUGUUGGUUGUUUUUUUUUUGUGUGUGUUUUUUCUUUUUUUUUUUUAUGCAAUGAUAAAAGAUUCCUCAAAUCAGAGACUGUAGAAAUUGGUAAUGGAGGUAUACAGGGGCGGACUGAGAACCCUCAGGGCCCCCGGGCAAAAUAAAUCAAGGGCCCCCUUACAGGCCCCACCCAUGCUCCACAGCAAGCCCCACCCUUGUUCCGCCUCCAGCCACACCGUGCACAAUCUUUAGACACAAGGAACAAAAGUGCAAUAAUCCCCUUGAGGCCCCAGUAGAGACUACAAUUGAGGGCUAAUGGGUCAUGGAGGGGGGUCUUUCUAGCAGAGGCUAUCUCGGUGUCCUUUAUAGAGUGUGUUAGAAAGAAUCCCCUCCAGGCCCCUUUAGAGACUACAAUGGAGUCUAAUAGGCUUGGAAGGGGGUCUUUCUAACAGAGGCCAUCUCAGCGUCCAUUAGAUAGCCUCUGCUGGAAACAGUCGCCUCCAGGCCCCAGUAGAGACUACAAUUGAGGGCUAAUGGGCCAUGGAGGGGGGGUCAUUCUAGCAGAGGCUAUCUCAGUGUCCUUUAGAGAGUGUGUUAGAAAGAAUCUCCUCCAGGCCCCAUUAGAGACUACAAUGGAGUCUAAUGGGGCCUGGAGGGGGGUCUCUCCAACACUCUGGUUCCUAGUCACAAUAUAGCAACACAACAUAGCUCGCUGAUACCUAGGCCAAGUUGGCUCCUCUUACCUUAAUUGCUGUUGCUGGCUGGCAGUCUGUGGGCUUGCUGGAAGGAUGUGGGCUUGCUGGCUGCGGCUGGCAAGCUGUGGCUUCCUGGCAGGCUGUGGGCUUGCUGGCUACUGCAGGCGGGCUGUGGACUUGCUGGCUACUGCCGGCGGGCUGUGGGUUUGCUGGCUGCAGCUGGCAGGCUGUGGCUUGCUGGCUGAGGCUGGCAGGCUCUGGGCUUGCUGGCUGUAAGCCUGUGGCUUGCUGUAGGUCUGUGGGCUGGCUGCUGGCCUGGCUGGCCUGUGGGCUGGCUGGUGGCCUGUGGGCUGGCUGGCCAGGCUACUGGGGCACUUGUAGAUUAUUUAAAGAAAUAAUCCAUGCACAAUAACCACUGCUGCUCUGUUUAGUGGAUAUGGUGCCAGGAGGGCCAGGAUCCUCUCCCAGAGUAAGUAGUCAAACCGUUUAAGAACAGUUUGAAAACUUACUUGGGGUCUGCUGGGAUAUGGGGCUGUAGUAGGGUAUAGGAGCAGUGGUGCAAUGUGUGAGGGGUGCAGUGUCUGUGUGAAAGGUUCAAUGUGUGUGUGUGUGGGGGGUGUAGUGUGUGAAUGUGUAGGGUGUCUGGGGCAAUGUGUGUAUGGGGGGGCUGUGUAUAUGUGUGGCAAUGUUAGUAUGGGGGUCUUUGUAUGGGGGUCUGUGUGUGUAUGGGUGGGCAGUGUAAGUGUGUGUGUGAGGGCAGUGUGUGUGUGUGUGGGGGGGGCAGUGUGUGAAUAUGUAGGGUGUGUGUGUGUGGGGGCAGUGAGUGUAUUGCGCUAGAGUUCACUCUCACUACUGCGACCACCAGGAAUCCCUGGUGGUCGCAGUGUUGAGAGUGAACUUUAGCCGAUAGCUCCAGGGCUAGAGGUCACUCUCGCAAGAGCCGAAGCGUUGCCGUGGUAAUCGCGGCAACGCUCUGUGCUUGCGCGAGAAGGAACCAGAGGAGCUGCAGGCUGAGCUCCCGGGUCCUCUCUUCCUCCCUCCCCUGUCGGCUGCCCGCACGGUGCCUGCAGACCGGGGAGAAAGAUCGGCCGGGGGAUGGGGUGAUCCACCAGUGAUAUAUACAGCCCCUCUGUGUGCCUUUUUGUCUCCCCCUCUGUCUCUUUCUCCCUCCUUUCUCUGUGUCACUCUCUCUCCCCCUCUGUCUCUUUCUCCCUCCUCUCUCUGUGUCACUCUCUCUCCCCCUCUGUCUCUUUCUCCCUCCUUUCUCUGUGUCACUCUCUCUGCCCCCUCCCAUUUGCCGACAGAAAUCAGGGGGGCCGGCCGCAUUCCAGGCUGGAGCCGCCGGGCCGGGUGGCAGCCUCGCUGAUCCGGCGGCACUCCUGUCCUGUCACUAACGGUGAGGACGGAAGGAGGGAGGAGCAUGUCUCUCCCUCAUGCUCCCUUACAGUUCCCACAUCCUGUGCUGGGAAUUGUGGGAACCGAAAGGGAGCAUGAGGGAGAGACAUGCUCCUCCAGCCCCCGCAGAGUGUGCCACCGGACCGGACACCCGGUGGCACCUUCUUCCGCAGUCCCCAGAUGCCGCCCCCAAUCCAGCCCUGCCGCCAGGCCCCCUGAUGGCCCUGGCGGCGGGCCCCCUCCCGGCCGGGCCCUCGGACCAUGUCCGAAGUGCCCGACCGGUCAGUCCGCCCCUGGAGGUAUAGAAAUCAGUAUGGUAAGCGAGAAUCCAGUGUAGAAAUAUAUUGUUAAUAUGCCACCAGUAAAAUAAUGUGGAACAAGCCGCAAAGAAUAACCACAAAUGGGAAAGAUCAGUGUUUAUAAAUAAAUUACCUUCUGAUGGAGGGGAAGAUUGGCAGUGUAUGGCUGGCAACUUGUGGCCUGGGAGGGGAAAAUAACUUUUCAGUGGCCCAUAGUGCAAUUUUACCAACCUACCUGUUAACAUCAGUGAUAUACAUGAGCAUACAAACAAAAUAGAUGUGUUGAUAGAUACACAAGAUAAUUGAAUAGAAAAUUAAAGUGCAUUUAGAUGUGAAAAGUGGUUAAAGAGCAGCGCAGGGAGCAGUUACCCUGCCUAUUUGACACUUGGACAUCCUUAAUCAAUAAGGGAGACCUCCCCAACCUGGAAAGCAUUUAGUAAAAGGAAUACUGAAGGAUUUUCCAGCAAGGGAAUGCUAUUAAUGCAUUACAUAGAAACAUAGAAUGUGACGGCAGAUGAGAACCAUUCAGCCCAUCUAGUCUGCCCAAUUUUCUAAAUACUUUAAUUAGUCCCUGGCCUUAUCUUAUAUCUAGCUUAGCCUUAUUCCUAUCCCACGCAUGCUUAAACUCCUUUACUGUGUUAACCUCUACCACUUCAGCUGGAAGGCUAUUCCAUGCAUCCACUACCCUCUCAGUAAAGUAAUACUUCCUGAUUUUAUUUUUAAACCUUUGCCCCUCUAAUUUAAGACUAUGUCCUCUUGUUGUGGUAGUUUUUCUUCUUUUAAAUAUAGUCUCCUCCUACUGUGUUGAUUCCCUAUAUGUAUUUAAAUGUUUCUAUCAUAUCCCCCCUGUCUCGUCUUUCCUCCAAGCUAUACAUGUUAAGAUCCUUUAACCUUUCCUUGUACGUUUUAUCCUGCAAUCCAUUAACUAGUUUAGUAGCCCUUCUCUGAACUCUCUCUAAAGUAUCAAUAUCCUUCUGGAGAUACGGUCUCCAGUACUGCGUAAAAUACUCCAAGUGAGGUCUCACCAGUGUUCUGUACUAUGGCAUGAGCACUUCCCUCUUUCCAAUGCUAAUACCUCUCCCUAUACAACCAAGCAUUCUGCUAGCAUUUCCUGCUGCUCUAUUACAUUGUCUGACUACCUUUAAGUCGUCAGAAAUAAUCACCCCUAAUUCCCUUUCCUCAGAUGUUGAGGUUAGGACUCUAUCAAAUAUUCUGUACUCUGCCCUUGGGUUUUUACGUCCAAGAUGCAUUAUCUUGCACUUAUCCACAUAAUGUCAGUUGCCACAACUCUGACCAUUUUUCUAGUUUACCUAAAUCAUUUGGCUUAUCCCUCCUGGAACAUCAACCCUGUUACAUAUCUUAGUAUCAUCAGCAAAAAGAUAUACGUUACCAUUAAGACGUUCUGCAAUAUCACUGAUAAAAACAUUAAAGAGAAUGGGUCCAAGUACUCAUUGGUGACAAGGUACCCCACUGGUGACAAGCCCAUGCUUUGAAUAUACUCCAUUGACUACAACCCUCUGUUGCCUGUCACUCAGCCACUGCCUUAUCCAUUCAACAAUAUUGGAAUCCAAACUUAAAGAUUGCAGUUUAUUGAUAAGCCUUCUAUGUGCAACAGUGUCAAAAGCCUUACUGAAAUAUAGUUAGGCAAUGUCUACUGCACCACCCUGAUCUAUUAUUUUAGUUACCCAAUCAAAAAAAAUCAAUGAGAUUAGUUUGGCACGAUCUCCCUGAAGUAAACCCAUGUUGUCUCUGAUCUUGAAGUCCAUGUGAUUUUAGAUGUUCAACAAUCCUAUCCUUUAACAUGGUUUCCAUUACUUUCCCCACAACUGAAGUAAGGCAUACCUUUCUUGUGAAUGGGCACAACAUUCGCUAACUUCCAAUCUUCUGGGACUACUCCUGUUAACAAUGAUUGGUUAAAAAAAUAUGUUAAUGGUUUUGCUAGUACACCACUAAGCUCUUUUAAUAACUUUGGGUGUAUUCCAUCAGGUCCCAUUGACUUAUUUGUCUUUACUUUUGACAGUUGAAAUAGAACCUCUUCCUCUGUAAACUCACAUGUAACAAAUUACUCAUUUGUCCUUUUUCCUAACUGAGGCCCCUUUCCUUCAUUUUCAUCUGUAAAUACUGAACAAAAAUAUUCACUGAGGCAGUCAGCUAGACCUUUAUCCUCUUCUACAUACCUUCCUUCUUUUGUUUUUAAUCUAACUAAUCCUUGUUUUACUUUCCUUUUCUCAUUUAUGUAUCUAAAAAAUGUUUUGUCCCCUUUUUUUACUGACUGUGCUAUUUUCUCUUCUGUGUGUGAUUUGGAAGCUCUUAUAACUUGCUGAGCCUCUUUCUGCCUAAUCUUUUAGAUCAUUCUGUCUUCCUCACUUUUUUUAUAAUUACCAAAUGCUAACGUUUUGUUUUUUACUAUUCUGGCCACAUCUGCAUUAAAUGCAUAAACCUUGUAUAUCAUGUCAAUUAUCAGUAAGUGCAAAAACAUGUUAAUGAGCAAUAAAUACAUACACUUGAUAUAUCAUGCCAAUGAAAAUGUAAAUGGUAUAUAGCAUGCCAAGUAACAUUAAAUGCAUAAACUUGGUAUAUCAUGCCAAUGAAGAUUAAAUAUAUAAAACCUAUCAUGCCAAAAACUUUGUGUAUCAUGCCAAUGAGCCAUAUGUGCCUCCAAAAAGCCUGCUAGUGCCAUCUGUGCCCCCAAACAACAUGCCAGUGCCAUCUCCCUGCCACCAACCUGUGCCAUCUUUCCACUCCUGGCCUCUCUCUAACAUCUUUCUGCUCAUAGUCUCUGUGUGCCAUCUCUCUGACUCCAGCCUUUCUGUGACAUCUUACUGUCCCCAGCAUCUCUGCGUUGUUCUGCUUUUACUUGUAUGUCCCACAGUGUGCCGGUGAGCGUAAAGAUGCCGAAUGUCAGCCCUGCAGACUUUACAGGUCCACUUUAGGCAAUGUCUCUAGUGGCUGAGUGAAAACCAUUUUAAAUGUCCUUCGCACUAUGUUAGAUAGCCACUAGUGGUGGCGUUAACUCUGCAAUGUAAUUAUUGCUAAUUAUCAAUAACUGCAAUGAUUACAAUUGCAAGGUUAAAAGGAUAGGGGCACUGCACCCAGACCACUUCAAUGAACUGAAGUGGUCUGGGUGCCUAUAGUGUCACUUUAAUUAAGUGGUUAUGGUACUCUAGCCCUGCCAUUUUUCACCCGCAAUGUAAAACAAUGCUGUUUCAGAGCUGUACACCCCCAUUCACUACAAGUCACUACAGUGGAAUCAUGAUUUAAAAAAAAAAUUUUUUGUGUAUUGUGGCACCCUUGCUUGGCCUGUUAAAACCAGGACGUUCAGGAAGUAAAUAAAAAAAGGUGAGUGUUUAACCCUGUUUGUUUAACGAGUUUGUUUUCCUGGCACUAUAGUGGUCCUUCAAGUAUGACCAGCAAUUUAGGCAGAAAAUGGCGGUACGGCUGCACCUGGAUUUUGGAAAGCAGGAUGGCAACCUUCGGUUGCUUUUAAUGACUCCCUGUCAUCCAUCGACAUCGUCCUUUCCUUUGGCCGCCAUCACUUCUGGAGGAACGAGAGCCACUGCAGAUAGUACCGCACUUGUCGGUUUAAGCAUGAGUGCUCUCACUGUGGCGGGGCUCACUCAGCGGUUAGAUGUUUUAGGAGAGGGAAGCCCCUCCUUAGGGCGGCAUCAAAGGAUGACGUUCCUCGGGGGAGGACCCCAGUGAGGGUUGGAAAGACUAUUGCCGUGGCUUGCACGGUAUCCCAGGCGUGAAGGUUUUGCCAAGGGUUUUCGGAUUCCAUUUGCUCCAUCGGGGGAGGCAUCGCUUGCACACAAUUUGUCCUCUGUCCGGGAUAAGGAAGGGGUGUUGGCAGCUAAGCUGAGAAAAGAAGUGGUGAUGGGGUGGAUGGCGGGUCCUUUUUCCAAUCCUCCGUUUGAUACUUUGCGGGUGUACCCUUUGGGCCUGAUUCCUAAGAAGGAACCAGAGGCAUUUCGGCUUAUUCAUCACCUGUCCUUUCCAUCGGGGUCCUCGGUUAAUGACGGGAUAUCGAUAGUCGGUACCGAUACGCUUCGUUUGAUCGGGCUCUGGAUCUCGUUCGGAAAGCAGGGCCAGGUGCCCUGAUGGCUAAGUCGGACAUUCAGUCAGCUUUUUGGUUGCUGCCAUUUCACCUUACCUGUUUUCAUUUGUUGGGGUGUCAGAUUUUUUUCUAUGACAUGUGUCUUCCCAUGGGUUGCUCGAUUUCUUGUUUUUAUUUUGAAGUUUUUUGUUCUUUGUUGGAAUGGAUCGUGGUGCGGGUGACAGGCUUCUCUUCCCUCCUGCACUAGCUAGACGACUUCUUGUUUGUUGGUCCGGCGCAUUCUUCACGGUAUGAGGAUUUGUUGGGAGAAUUUAAGGCGGUAAUGCUAGAUUUGGGGGUUCCAGUGGCAGAGGACAAGACGGAGGGCUCAAGGGCGAUGAUUUCCUUCCUGGGUAUUGAGAUUAACUCCAUCAGCUUGGUUUUUCAUUUGCCUGUGGACAAAUUGAGGAUUCUUACCACCAUGUUUGAUUAGGUGAGGGGUGCUCGAAAAGUGAAGCUUCGGCAGAUGCAACCUCUGGGCCAUCUAAACUUUCCUUGUCAGAUCAAUGCUAUGGGUCGGGCGUUUUGUAGGCGUCUGUCUCUUGCUACUGUCGGCAUUAGUCUCCCCACGGCUUAAGGAUGAUUUGAGGGUUUGGAGCAAGUUCCUAGUGGUGUACAAUGGUCAGAGGUUUUGGCAACAGGAAGCGAUAUCAAAUAUGGCCCUUGAGUUGUUCCCAGAUGCCUAGGGCUCCUUGGGCCUCGGUGCGUUUUAUCGGGGUCGUUCGGUGUGCAGAGCCUUGGUCAACAGCAUGGCAUGAGGCGAAACUGAUACGGAACCUGACUUUUCUCUAUUGUGCUAGUGGUGGAAUUGUGGGGGAGGAGCUCACAAACAGGCAGGUGGUUUUCCGCACGGAUAACAUGAUUGUGGUCCGUGUGGUGAAUCAAUUAUCGUCGGGUUCGAUUCCAGUUUUGGUUCUGUUGCGUCGGUUGGUGCUGCGUUGUCUGGAGUUUCGGGCAAUACAUGUUCCCGGGGUGUCUAAUGUUAUUGCUGAUUCUCUUUCUCGCUUUAAGUGGGAUCGUUUUCGGGAAGUCGCUUUGGGAGCCGAGGACGAUGGUCUGGUAUGUCCCACGUGCUUGUGGAACCUCAAUUUCAGAACCUAGCAGACCUGUUUGGGAGAUUGCUGGCUCCCGCAUUGUGGACAGCCUAUCGGGCAGUGUGGAAGUGGUGGCUGGACUAUGCAGGAGAGUUCGGUUUGUAUUCCACUGAGGGUAGGUUACUGUCUACAUUGGCUUACCUGUCGACUUUACGGGAGCGCGCAUCGUCCGUGGCGUCGGUGGAACGCAGUUUAGUGGCUCUUUCCUUUCUGAUGCGUUGUAUGGGGUGGGAGGAAGUUUCCAAAGACUUCGUGGUUCAGAGGGUGCUUCGGGGGUGGAGGAGGGAGCCGGUUCCGGAUUGUAGGCGGCCGGUGUCCGUCCACCUGUUGGAUGCACUCUGUGGUGUUCUCUCGUUGGUGUGCUUCUCUGCCUUCGAGUCACUGCUGUUUCGGGUAGCCUUUUCUCUGUGUUUUUACGCUGCGCUGCGGAUAAGAGAGUUGUCAGCUAGGGCCCAGGCAUCUCUCCGGAGGGAGGAUGUUUGGGCAGGGCAGGAUGGAGUGGAGUUGUUCAUUCGGAGGUCCAAAACAGACCAACUAGGACAUGGGAGAACGAUUAGUAUUGGUGCUACUGGGGGAGGGUGGUGUCCAGUGCCGCUGGUAGGGCAAUAUUUGCAGUCAUGGCUGGAGGCGGCGGAGUCCUUUUUGCUUCACGCAAAUGGAUCAGUCGUAACACGGUCUCAGUUCUCCAGUGUUUGUAAGGCCGGGUUGCGAGCGUUGGGUGUGGAGGAUGAAGGUUACUCUGCACGCUCCUUUCGAAUUGGUGCAGCGAUGCAAGCGCGGCAAGUAGGGCUGUUUGCUGCAAUUCAGCGCAUGGGACGAUGGGAUUCCCACAGAUUUCAGUUGUACAAUUGUCCUCAACUGUUGUAGGGCUUUGGUGGAUUAUGCUGUGUUGUCUUCUCUCUACAGGUUCCCCCUGGUAUGUUUGGAUCAUCAGUCACUCCUUUAUUUAUUGGGCGGCUAGGUGUGCAGAGCAGAGACCGUACAGCCAGAAUCUAGGGCUCCCGCAUGAGCAGGUUAGGGUACGAUGGGUUGGCACCAUGUGUAUCUGGUGUACGUCACGCUCCAUCGCUUCGUGACCGGGCCAGUGGUUCUGGUGAUUCAUGCCUGGGGGAAUGACUUGGGACAGGCCGUGCAGUAGAUUUAACUUAUGCGUGCAAGCACGAUUUGGGUCGGUGUAUGGCGCUGUUCAGUGAUGUCACGCUGAUGUGGUUCGAAGUCAUUCCUCGUCUGGCUUGGGGGGCGCUGCCACAUUCCAAGGCGGUGGAGCACGGCAGACGGCUUGAAAUCGUCAACAUGAUGAUUUCACGUUUUGUGCGGAGGCUGGGUGGCGUUGUGGCUCAUCAUGUAGAGCUGGAAGGGAACAACUUAAACCUAAUGAAGACAGAUGGGGUCCACCUGAAUGAAAUUGGGUUGGAUAUUUUCAGUUUGGUUUUACAGUACGCCAUUGAACAGGUGCUGGCUUCGGGGGGAUGCAGUCCUCUCGAAGGAUAGGGGAGAGGCUGCGGUGGCGGUUUGUCUUUCGCCAGCAAAUGGAACUGAGAUCAUUGCCCAGACGGGCUUGGGGAGUCGCAGCCUGGUCUGGUUGAGGAUGGACUUCAGACUGAAGAGGCUUGGGAAGAAUAAAGUUAUGGUUAGCUGUCUGCUGGGAAAGUCCAGCAGCUGACAGUUGUUUAUGUUAUGCUGGCUUGCUAAUAAAAGCUGUGGCCGUUGCCCUUACCCACAAUUUGGUUGUCUGUGAAUUAUUGGGGGGAAGGGUAACGGAAGGAAAAAAAGGAAAGGGUCAGCAGUCAAGGCCAGCCCCCAGAGUGGAUAAGGAGGGGGGAGCAUAACUGCUGCCCGGAGAGGUUGGCAUGGCAACAAGGGAUACAGUGUUGGAGAUGCACCUGGACCGAGGAGAUUGGGAAAAGACUUACCAAACCCUGAGGGAACCUGGCAGUGCUGAGGGAGCACGCUGAGGGAACCUGGCAGUGCUGUUUCCCGCCCACCCUCCAUGUUAUUGUUGAAUGAGAUGUGUUUGGUGUUGUUUCUUUCUGUUUAUUUUGUCACAGCUGCGGUUUGUCCUUCGCCAGCAAGUGGAACUGAGAUCAUUGCACGGACGGGCUUGGGGAGUCGCAGCCUGGUCUGGUUGAGGACAGACAUCAGACUAAAGAGGCUCGGAAAGAAUAAAGUUAUGGUUAGCUGUCUGCUGGGAAAGUCCAGCAGCUGACAGUUGUUUAUGUUAUGCUGGCUUGCUAAUAAAAGCUGUAGCCGUUGCUCUUACCCACUAUUCGUUGUCUGUGAGUUAUUGGGGGGAGGGAACGGAAGGAAAAAAGCUAGAGAGUCAGCCGUCAAGGGGUAAAAACAGAUCGUUAAUGGCUUAAUCUCAUACGUCACAGUUGCUAUUUCAAAAUAAUAUAAGUAUAGGUGAUUUAUUUAUAGAUGAAGGUAGAAUAUCCUUACGAUUGUAAGCUCAAGGUCUAUCUAACAAAUCAAAAAGAGCUUCAGUGACAAGAUCUCAUCUCAAAGACAGGGCCAUCUUUAGCUUUUGUAUUUGUCUGUGUAUAUUGUACUCUUUAUUUUCCCCAAUUGUACAGUACUGCGGAAUAUGUUGUCGCUUUAUAAAUACCAGUAAAUAAUAAAUAUAUAUUCCAGGACCUUCCAAAGUAUGAAUGCUCCAAUUUACUUAUUUCUGUGUGCAUGUUUGUAUUUAUUCCCAGAAACUUGCUUUUCACCCACACACAUGCUUGCUUAUUUGCAAUGGGAGUUAGAUUACCGUUUACUAAACAUAGCUGCGCUGCUAAUCACAUGAACUGGGAGCAGAGUCCAAUAUAAGCUAAAUAUGGCACAAACAUGAGUCGUUUUUUAGUACACAGUGAAUGGUUGGAGGUGCCAUGGGGAGAUGGAGAUUUAGGUAUAUUGUGAUGUUUAAUCCUUGUAUUGGAUUGAAUGGAACAUUGAUUUGUUUACACUACAGAGAGAGUUGCAGCACUGGGACUCACGUUACUAUACCCUAGAAGACUUGGAGCAAGCUGUUUUCUAAAUAUAGAUUCUAUUUGGAGAUUAUCAACUACAACCAUCCUGCAACCUGUUACUUGCUCUAGUACUAUUACUUUUUUUUUAUUUACUAUGAACAUUUCAUCUUGUCUACUUUAAUUAAUUGUGUGACUACUGAUAUUCUACACUUCUGAUUUGUUUUUUAAUGAUCAUCUUAAUUGAAAAUUAUGCUGUAUGUAAGUAUUAGGCACAUGUUUGAAAACAAGCAAAAUAUUCUGUUUGUACAGUAUAAACCUUACUGUGAUAUAUAUUAAUGUAAGAGUAAAGCUAUAUAUAUAUCUGUAUCUUUAUUCUUACAUUCAUGUUUUGUGUCAUGCACAGAAUUUUUCCCUAUUCCAGAAAUUGUGGAGAAAUAUAAAAUAAACAGAUUGCACAUUUUAGGCAAAAAUAAAAAAGCUAUAAAGUGCCAUUAUUUUGGCCUAAAACUUCUUUGGCAGUUCUCUACAUUCCUCUGUGUAGUGAACUAACCCUAACCUUUGUGUUUGUUUUUUUGCCAUUCUUUGAUUGAAUAGGUCCUUUGUGCCAUGAAUAUGUUCGUCUCUUUAACCCCUUAAGGACCAAACUUCUGGAAUAAUGUCACAUGUCACACAUGUCAUGUGUCCUUAAGGGGUUAAAAGACUGCUAAAACGCUGUGAACGUGUAAUUUAUCUGUUGUGAUAAGUGUGAAAGACCCUGUCUCUCUGGCAGAUAAUUUCAGAUUCCAUAGAUGAUGAACGGGAAAGUGUUUGGAAUGCCGCAGGUGUUAUCUUGGAUAUUGAUUCAGGUUUGUUGUAUUUCUGUAUUAUUACUUUAAACCUUACAAUCCCAUCAAUGUCAAAUGAGGACUAUAUCUCUAUUGCGAUGUGAUAUUUUGUGUCAAAAAAUGCAUUCAUGUGAACUCUUUCAAUAUAUUACAUGUUCGUUUUGACUUAUUCUUUUUCAAAUGUACCUUUAGUGUUUAUGUGCCAUUUCUUUAUAAAGCUUACAGUUAAACUCAUGCAUUAUGAUGCUAACAAAGGUGUUCAGUUUUUACAAUGCCUACUGCAGCCAACGUGGGGGCUGCAGUAGGCAGUGUCCCUUGAAGCAGGUAAUUAAAGGUAAAAUAACCAAUAAAUUCACAAAAUUACUGGGAAUUUUCUAGCAUGACCUACUCAUUUAGGGUAGUAUUCACUAAACUCUGAUUUGUAGUGACCUAAAACUGAUAUUGUAUAAUUUGGGCAAAAACAGUUGAUGCCGAGAAAAUUAUUCAACUCUAACACCAUAGUCACAGGUUGCAUAUUUAGGGUUGAUAAAAAAUAUGGUUUAUGCACUCCAACGAUAUAACAUUUAAAGUGGAUACUUUACAAAAAGUACUUUAUUAAUGGAACACAUUAUAGGAUCAGGAACACAAACAUGUAUUCCUGACCCUAUAGUGUUUAAUCCACCGUUUAGGUGGCUUGCCACCCCUGAGUCCCCUUAGAAAAGGUGAAAACUUACCUUAUUUCCAGCGCCACUUGGGUCCGCCGACGCUAGCCCCGCCCCGCCUCUUUGGUGACAUCAUCAGAAUUGCCAUAGGGAAAGCAUUGGAUUGGCUGAUAUUAGCAAGGAGGAGGGAUGGGGGUGGGGCCAAACUGUUUUAGCCAAUCAGCACCUCCUGAAUCAACGCAUCUCUAUAAGGAUUCAGCGUCCCCAUGCAGAGUGUGGAGACGCUGAACGGCAGUGCUGCCUACUGUAAAGUACUGCCCCAGGAAGCAAAUCAAGUGGCUAUCUGAGGUGUGGCCACUUGGAGGUGUCCCUAGGGGGCAAUGUAAACACUGUCUUUUCUCUGCAAUGAUUAUAAUCACCAGGACAACUACAUUAAGCUGUAGUUGUUCUGGUGACUAUAGUGUCCCUUUAAGCAAAGUAAUAUUAAAAUUACAAGAAAAAAUAAGCUUCUCAAAAAUCACAAAAUCGGCAUACAAGUUUUUGUAGAUAACGUACUUCAUCGUUGGAGUCCUAAACCAUAUUUUUUCAUGAAGAACUGAAUCAUAAAUAAGGGGAAUUAAUUUUUUUUUCUUCAUUUGUCUGGAACACACUGUUGAGUGAGUGUGCCUUGUUUAGAAUUUAUUGUUCAUUUAAUAGUCUGCUCUACGUAUUGGGGAAGCGCCAUACUGCGUGUAUUUUUCUUUUACAUGUUACAAUUUUUCUAAAACUGUUUGUUUGUGGAGGACUUGUAUACAAUACUUGUAUACAUUGUUUCUUGUCCAUAUUAUUUCAACUAAAGAAUUCUAAUUUAUUUUUCAUGCAUGAUGUCUUUUGAGAUAUAUAAAUAUGAAAUUCAGAUCAUUUACAACUAGAAAUUGACAUGACCUUACAUAGUUGUCUAGGUUGAAAAAAGGCUAAAUACCAUCAAGUUCAACUCUGAAAUCCAUUCUUUUAUGAUGCCGAUCCAAAAGAAGACAAAAAAACCCAGUUGUAGCCAUUUUCAGUUAUUCUACAAAAACAGAAAAAUAAUACUUCUUGACUCUAUAAUGGCAAUCCGAUUUCUCCUCGGAUCUAUAACCUGUUUACAUAAACUGCAUAUCAAUUGUUUCCUUGAAUAUUCUGUUUAUGCAAAAAAAAGCAUCCUUUCGGUACCAUAACAACUAUUUUUAUGUCAUCCUUCUGUCUUUAUGCUUUAAAACUUAAAUACAUUUUUAGCAGCUAAAUUGUCUAUAACAUUUAAGGAUCCUUCAAAUUCCUUUUUUACUGUCACUUAACCGUCAGACGUUUCACAGAUAGAUUCCAUAGCUUAUGGAAAAGCUCAGUACAGGACUCAUUUACAAUUCACAUACGCUCUUGCUAAACUGUGUUUGCAGAUUUUAAAGGGGCACUCUAAUCACCAUAAUCUCACCAGCGCACCAUGGGGAUUAUAACACAUGGUAAUAUUUUUUUUUUUUUCUACAGAACCAUAAAGUGUGUUAAUGCUUUGUGUAUUGUAGGAUCUUGGGCGGACCGAUCGCCUCUGCAUGAAGCAGCUAGCCAGGGUCGUCUGCUUGCCUUGAAAACAUUGCUUUCACAGGUAGGUUGAAGAGAAUACUGCACUUCCUAAUGGAAGUUGUCCAGAACAAAUCUGAAAUGAAGAUGUUUUGUACAGUGAAAAAAUAUUACUUAUUUCCCUUUGCGAGCACUCACCCACACACACAAAAUAUAUAACAAUGAACUAUGUAUUUUGGGAAAAUUGUGCUACUUAGGGGUUAAGGAAACUUGAUGGUAAACUACUUGAUUGAAGUUCGAGUGGUUCGUGAAUGUCUCCAAAACUUUCAAAAGUAAUUAUUUUCCUUUAAUGCAUGGUUCACUGUUCUUUAUAUUAUGUGUAUAAAGAUGAUAUUUUGUUACGUUUAGUGCUAUAGGGUAACAGUACAUACGCUGUUUUAUUGACACCCAGACUUUACCAGCAUCUUUGCCCAUACUUACCUGUGUAUUUCUGGCAAAAUGUUGCUGAUUCUUUCAAUUUCACUAGUUAAACACCUUGGGCCUAUUUUCCAGAGCCCUUUCUUGUUUCUUGCACCAAAAGCACUUUUAUCCCUUUACCGAUUUGAUUUGUUGCUGUUUACCUUGAUUUUGUAUUUUGAAUAUUCUGACAACUAGGUUUUCUGCCACACAAACUGUCCUAUUUGAUAGGAAACUGAUCAUUAAAGUAGGUUUAGGUAGUUGUGAUAUAGCGUUAGAACUAAAAGGUAGAAUGUUAGGGUAGUAGGGAUGAUGGUAGUGUAAGUAAGUAUUAGGGUGGUUCAUGGGUUAAACGACACAUAAGAUAUGUGUAUAGUCCGUAAUAGUAGCUGAAGUUUGGACAUUGUGGCUAUACUUCUUCGAUAAAACCUCUAGUUCAGAGCUACCAUUACUAUUUUUUGUUUGCACAUUGAGAAUGCAGAUUCUCAUUUAUUCAUAUUGCCAGUUAAAGAAGCACUCCAAGCACCAUAACAACAACAACCUGUAGUAGUCAAGCCAAUUGCUAACAGUUUGACUUUUUACCUGCGCUCCACUUGACGUCGCUACCAACUUCCAUGGACAAUGCUCAGACCUCAUAUAUAGUGAAAAGUCAAAACGGUGCAAAACAGCUUGAAUAAUUACAAUGUGUGUGGGGGCAGGAGAGGCAUAGCACCAUAACCACUACGGUGUGUUGUAAGUGUUAUGGUAUGUGUAGUGUUCCUUUAUAGGCAAACUGUAAGCACCAAAACUACUUCAUCUUAAUUGGUUAUUCUUCAUGCUUUCACAGAUAUUGUUAAAGUAUGCAUGUAUGAGUGCCUUGUGUGUGCAGGGUCUCAUGCCUUAUAAUUUUUUACUUUCUUUGCUUUUAAGGAAGUAUUCAUAAACAAUAACUUACUUAGAAAAAAACAGUGAAAAAAUGAUUUCCAAUAUUUAAAGUUUUUACAUACGUUACAUAAAUAUUUACAUAAUGUGGCAUCAUGGAAAUAAUAAAACUAAACCUAUGUAUAAACAUUUUUUUUUGACUGCAAUUUCUUGUAACGGGGAUCUGUGAGUUCUUUGAAAGUAACACCACUAAGUAUAACAUUGAAAAUUACUUGUAUGAUUUUAUUGUCACAUGAUGCUCCAUUUUCGUUUACAAUUAGAAAAGACAUCACAAUCCAGCUUACCUUUAAUUAGAUUACUUAAACCAUAAUUGCUAAACAAACAUUUAUAUUUGUAGAACAUUGACAUAUUUAAGUUGGAGUAUUCUGACACAUUAAUUUAUAUAUUUUAUCGCCAACCACUUCUAAAUCUGCUGGUUAUAUAUUAAAAAUAUUAUAUUUAAUGUUUUUCAUUUUUCACGUUUCAUUUGUCAGGAAUUUCAGACCUUGCUCUAUCCCUUACAUAAAAUCUCAGAUUUGUAUUCUGCUAUUGAGUAUACUUUCCCACAUGUAGAGCUUUGCCAUGUUAUUGGGUCAAAUAACAUACAUGCCAACUACAGUUUUCAAAUUUCCAAUUUUUACUGAUUAACGUAUGGAUCCAUGUUCCUUUUGGGACAACAUAGUAGCUCCGAACAGCAUUCUAUUCCCUUCAUAGCAUAUGUAUCGGACCUCAGGUAACUCGACUAGUUACCUCUGCUAGUUCUCAUCUCAGCCAGACUGGAACUUUGUGUGAUUAUAGCUCAGCUUCCCCCAGUAACUAGAUGAGACAUAGUUCUGGGAGUCAUCUGGUGUAUUCCGGCCAAAUAUACAGAAGUUAUACGCAGACCCUCAGCAUGGGGUCUCCAUCCAAAGUCAUAAACUCUUACCAGGCGUUUACCAAGACCGGUAACUCAAUUAUCUCUCAGUUACAGGGAGCCAAACAGAAAAUACAGAAAAUCACUCAAAACACUCCCAAUUUAUAAAGGAACCUUACAUGUUUUGUAUUCCCGGAUAGCCCGGAUCUGAACGCCCAAGUUGUCCAAAUAGUGCAUAGAUGGUGGAAGGAAAUUGCCACCAGGGUAAAGUUCUGACCAGCCGACCACGAGGUUGUAGCCCAAUAUCAUUCCAUAGAGAAGGUGGCCGUGGCCAGUCAAGUUCGGGAGUUCCUGUGCGAACACCAACAAAUGCUCCACUGGCUUCUAGAGUAUAUUUCCAAUUUAUUUUAAAUGCAACAGAGGUUUAUUCUGUAAAAAAAAUUAAUUGUGGAAAAUUAAUCCAAACAUACCACAGAUGGGGCAACCUUAUGGGUGUUGUUAGUCCUAAUUAUCUGCUGACAUUGCGUGGACAGUUUACAUGUAAAUACAUGUUAAAAACCAUGAAGUGCUAAUUAAAAUUCGACUAAAAUCAAUUGUCUCCCACAACUAGGGUUACAAUGUGAACACACUGACUAUUGAUCAUGUAACUCCAUUGCAUGAAGCUUGCCUGGGAGAUCAUGUUGGAUGCGCAAGAAUUCUACUGGAAGCUGGAGCAAAUGUAAGCCAUAGGACUUAAUUAAGCUCAGAUCACAUUAAUAUAUAUUUAAAAAUUCUGACAUGCACAUCACAUCCAAUUUUAAGUUUAACUAUUUGUUUUUUUGUGUUAGGUAUAUUAGCUAUUAAUGUAAGACAUAUCUGUAUGCCCUUACAUGCUUUGUUCACUAGCAAAAUGUACCAUUUAAUUUUGUAUGAAGAAAGAAAAAAAACUUUGUUUUGUAAUCGUGAUAGAGUUAUUAAUUAAUAAAGUGAGAAUUGCCGGGAAUCCAAAAUGUAUUUAAAGUGACUCAAAUUUAUGGCCAAAAUGAAAACAGAAUUGACAUGGAGAUGUUUUUCAAAUCUGGCUAUUGUGGGCUAAAUUUUGAAAUCUAGCCCAAAUUCCUGGCAGUUCUCACUUUACUGAAUAACCCUGCUAACAUAUUGGAGAAUAUUAAACCAAUCUAAUAAUUGAUGCAUAAUUUGGCUUUAAAUGGUUAUAUGUUUAUGUUAAACGGUUUCAUUUUACUGCUUCUUGGACAUGUUUACAGGAACAAAAAUCCCAGCCUAAACUAAUUUCCAGGAACAGUUUGAAAGUUCAACGUAUUUUAACAUGUUGCUAUUGUGUUUCAGGUACUAGAAGCCAGUAGAAUAUUACCUAAUGCAGCUGUAUAGUUGCAGGCAAGGCUAUGUGCAUCUUUGAUUGUCUGAGAAGAAUGUGAUUUCUUUUUUUUUCUGGAAAAUGAUUCCAGGUUUCUUAGCAUUGGUAAAAAUGUAAUCAUGAUCAGAAUAAAUUCAGGAGGCACAGGUUUUUUUUUUUUCCUGUGAGCUACACACUGACUAGCAUAUUUCCUAAUGCGAAUAUAAAUGUAUUUAAAGUGGUAAAUGGCAAAUGGGGAAUACUUAUAUUAUAUGACCCACAUUUAUUGUUCUUUUACCUUUCAGUUGACACUCAUGAGCCCCAUUAAAAUGUAAUUGGUGUCUGGGAGGAGAAAUCAUAUAGUUCGAUGACUAGCUUAGUAACUAUUUAAAUAAUAUUCAGAACUGAGUGAACACAGUUUCUCAUCUUGGUUUGCUAUUUAGUUAUUUCAUAAUGUUUGCGGUUAUGUAUAAAAAUUGGUGUGCUCAAUUUAGGCUAAUUUUCUUCUGAUUUUCCUGUUCCAUUUUGGUUCUAUCUUAGUUCACAAUUAUAUUGUACACAAUGUAUUUAAAAAAAAAAAUACUAAUAUUACUACUUUGUCUUACUUUGUGAAGUACUUUGUAAUCUAUGGUAACAAUCAGGAAAAAAGCACCUAAAAAGAGGAAUAAAACGUGGAAAAAGAAAUUAUUUACAGAAAAAGCAGAAAAAAUGCCACCAGUGUAAAAAGGUGGAGUUACAAUUUAUUACGAGGAAGUGGCACAUGCUCACAAAACUGGUGCAAACACGAAAGCACAUGCAACAGUUUUUAUACAUAACAAUUCUAGAGCAAGUAAAUACUCUAGAGCAGGGUUCUCCAAACUCUGGUCCUCCAUGUAUUGCAGAACUACAACUCUCAUGAUUCUCUGCCUAAAUAUGGCAUUCAAAGAAUCAUGGGAGUUGUAGUUCAGCAAUAUCUGGAGGACCAGAGUUUGGAUAACCCUGCUCUAGAGAAUAAUUAAGAUGGAUGAGAACUUCCUCGAAAAAAUCAAAAAUGUAAAAAAUGUUUUAAAAGGAAAUGUCGCACAAUGUCUUAUAAUUUAGUAGAUUCAUUUGAAAACACUUUACUUCAUGUCUACUCUUAGACAUAUUGUGAUAUGUUUUAGGUGAAUUCUACAACCAUUGACGGAGUGACCCCUUUAUUUAAUGCUUGCUCAAGAGGCAGCGCUAGUUGUGUGGAACUUCUCUUGGAGUAUGGCGCAAAGGCCCACUGGGAAUCUUGUCUUCCUUCACCCACUCAUGAAGCCUCAAGCAAAGGUAACAAGUACACAGAGCUCACACAAAGCCAUAUGUAGUUUGUCACUAAGGGCUUUAAUGCCACAUGUAUAGAACAACUGCAGUAGGAAACAUCUGGCUUUGCAGCUGUUCUUAAAUGAAAACAUCUUGCUAUUCUGAAAGCUCAUAGCUCUCUGAGAAUAAUCAUUGUUAAAGGGACUUAUUCACUACAUGGUGAUAUAAUAUCAAAGUGUAAGUAAAGUAGAGAUAUAAAAAAUUUUCUCCCAGCUUGGCUAUUUGGCUUAGAUCUUGUUACAUGGCUGUGAAUAGGCUAAAACUCAUUGUUUAGCAGAAACUCCAUAGUGCAAAAAUAUAAGUAGUUUGGAAAAAUAGUAAGUGUUAGGAAACAGAACUGGCGAUGACUUGGAAAUAACAUAAAUUAAUACGAGAUGGAAAGAAGAAAUAAUGUAUAUUGAAGAAAAACAUAUAUAUUGGUGUGUGUAUAUAUAUUAUUAUUGUUUUUACAGUUCAGACAUAUGGCAGGCGAUUCACCAAUCCCAUGCUUAUGUAUGAGAAGCAUUGAGUCCACUCUUUUUUUUUUUUUUUUUACAUACCCAGUGUCCAUCAUCAGCAUACCAUAGAUUCAGUUAUUGAAGAUAUAUUAUAUGCACAAGAAGUAUAUACAUUUUUUAAUAUUUGUUUAUAGUAUAUAUUGUUCUUAAAGACACAGUGCACCUUAUUUUCUUUUUUACAUUUUAGUGAGUGUUUUGUUUGGGCUUGCACACUGUGUGAGGUGCAACGCCCCUUACCAAUAAGUUUACUUACUUUUACUAUUAAGUAAGUUUACUUACCUUACUUUAUUUCUAUUUUAGCGCCAUUAUUGCUUGAGUUUUUUGUAUACAGUUAUUGAAGCUAUUUUAGUCUGAAGCCCCUAGUACAAGCAUGUCAAACUCAAAGUGUGGCACGGGCCACAUAAACAAGGUUCAAGUUUAUGUGGGCCGCACACACACGCACUCACUGACAGACACACACACAUACUGACAGACAGACACACACAUACUCACUGACAGACACACACACACACACACAUACUCACUGACAGACACUCACACACAGACACACACAGACACAGACAGACACACAUACAGUCACACUGACACACACUCACUGACAGACACACACAGACACACACAGAUACUCACUGACAGACACGCACACACUGACACUCACUGACAGAUACACACACACUGACAGAUAAACACACACUCACUGACAGACACUCACUGACAGACAGACACAAAUACAGUCACACUGACACACACACACACACACACAUACAGACACACACACACAUACUUGCUGACAGACACACACAGACACACACACACACUUGCUGACAGCAUUUUUUCCCACUCCCUAUAUUUUGGCCUUCUCAAUGCUUAAACAUUCCCUGGUUGUGAAUAAAUCCCAUAAUGCCAAAGAGACUUAUUUAAUAAACACCAAAAUGUAAUGAAUUGAAAACUGAGUAGCACAAUUUACAGAAAACGCGCUGAUUUAGAACAAUUGUUCAACUCAGAUAUCGUCACAACUUGGUUAUUGUACGCUGAGGUUUGCAAUUUGGUUAUCUUGAUAAAUAAAAUUUACUGUUUACUGAAUAAACUCCAGUGUUUUCGAAGAAAAAUUAUCAGUUUAGUAGUUUUAAUCUUUAUGAAAUUCUGACCAGUUAAUGGCACUUUCAAACAGAACUAGUUGGUCAUCAGUUCCAGAAUAUUGCCAUGUUAUUUUCAACACACUAGAUUUCAUACCUCCCAAAUUUUAAAAUUGACAAAAAGGUACACUUUAUCUCUAGGCGUGUUAGAGGAGGUGUGGUCAGGGGCAGGUGUGUUUUGAGAAAUUAUAGGUGAAUUACUAAUAGCAAUUUACACUGAUCAUCGACAAUAUUAAAACCACCUGUAUAAUAUUGUGUAGGUCCCCCUCUCGCUGCCAAAAUAGCUUUGAUACAUCGAGGAAUGGUCUCCACAAGACCUCUGAGCAUAUCCUGUGGUAUCUUGCGCCAAGACAUUAGCAGAUAAUUUAUCUGCAAGUUAAGUUGCAAGGUGGGGCCUCCAUUGAUCGCCUUUACACACCCCUCAGAUUGUCAAUCGGAUUGAGAUCCUGGUAAUUUGGAGUCCAAGGCAACACCUUAAACUCUUUGUUUCCUCAAACCAUUCCUGAACAAUUUGUGCAGUGUAGCAGGGUAUAUUAUCUUGCAUAAAGAAAAGAGGCCAUUAUCAGGGAACACCAUUGACACCAUUGAAGGGGUAUACGUGGUCUGCAACAAUCUCUAGGUAGGCGGUACAUGCCAAAGUAAUGCCUUCUUCCCAUAUGCAUCUUACUUCCAUUUCUUUCCCAGGUAAACGACGCACACUCACCCUGCCAUUCACUUGAUCUAAAGGAAAAUUUGUUUCCUCAGACCAGGCAACCUUAUUCCAUUGUUCCAUGUCCAGUUCUGAUGCUCACGUCUCCAUUGAAGGAGCUUUCGGCUGUGGACAAGGGUCAUCACGGGCACUCUGAAUGCUUUGCAGCAACGCAGCCCCAUAUUCAGGUGUUUUGACACCUUUUUAUCAUGGCAAAGACACAACAGAAAAAUAUCCUAAAAUAUUUAAUACGUUUAAAAAUUGACUACUUGCAGCCAUACGUACAAUUAUAGUUCUAUAAGACAAGUACUAAUCUCUUAAGACUAGUUAAAAAUAUGAGUUUAAUAAACAAAAUAGCUUAUCCUAAAUAAAAGAAAUUAUAGAAAUAGUCCUUAAAAUAUCACAUCUAUAAAUGUAACUGUAACGUCCAAUCAUUCCCCCUCUGUAAUAUUCCUAACCAGUCAGUAGGACCCCUAGACCCUUAGUUGCAAAAUGAAUCACUCUUAUGUCAUGAAUAGAUUUUAACAUUUUUUAAAAAGGGGAGAAAUAAAUGUGCAAUACCUAAAAUUCUCAGCUAGAGGUCACUGCUCCUGCUGAAUUUAUUGAUCAGGGGCUACAUUUAAACAUAUAGCAGAGAGGAAAGAUGAAAGAAACAGAUCAAUUUAGGCUCUUCCCUACGAUAACCUUAAAAGGACACUCCAGGCACCCAGACCACUUCUGCCCAUUGGUAGUGCCAACUCCCACUACCCUUAACCCAGCAAGUGUAAUUAUUGCAGUUUUCAUAAACUGCAAUAUUUACCUUACAGGGUUAACUCCUCCCCUAGUGGCUGUCUACUAGACAGCCACUAGAGGGCACUUCCGUGUUUAAAGCUAGAGGGCACUUCUGUGUUUAAAGCACAUGAAACCUGUGCUAUAACGUCGCUGGACGUCCUCACACUAUGUGAGGACCUCCAGCAUCGCUGAAAUCCCUAUAGGAUAGCAUUGAAAGCAUUUUUCAAUGCUUUCCUAUAGGGAGGUCUAAUGCGCGUGCGGUUUGUGGUUUUCAUGAGCUGUAAGCCAUAAUCAUCGCACUUAUGACAAAUCACAGCUUGAACUAUCUUGCUUUGCAUGUAAUGCGUCUAUCUCAUAUAUUAGUAUCCCCUUUUACGUUGCAUUACUGAAAUAAAUUAACUUUUGCAUGAUAUUCUAAUUUUUCAAGUUUCACCUGUAGUUAACAAAGAACAUUUUACACAGGCACAUUUCUAAACACAUUAAUUGUAAGACACAUUACUGUGAGUAUUAUUGCUGUGGAGCUCUGUUAUACACUCAAACACAACAACAACAUGUAGGGACAUUAGAAUAAAAGCGGGACAAAGGAAUUUGGCCCCCAAAAAGGAACACUUUGGAAGUUAUACAAUACAUUUGUUAAACUCACUUGUAAGUUCAGUAUGAGUAUGUCGCAUCAUUAUAAUAUCCUUUACUUUUUCCAUCGGUUUAUUCACUAAACAUUAAAGUUGUGAUGAAUUGAAAACCAAAUUGUAAAAUUCAGGCCAAAAUAGCAGAACUGACAAAAAUCUCCAGUUCAACUGUUGUUUUGUUUAUUUUUUUUCUAACUUGGCUAUUUUAGCCUAAUUUGUGCAGUGUUUUAUAAUGAAUUGUUUAGUGGAAAAUGCCUUUGCAUUUUCUUUAUUAAUAUAAUGUCUGUUUAUUUGUAGGUCACAGUGAGUGUCUGGAUAUAUUGAUCUCUUGGGAUAUAGAUGUGGACCAAGACAUUCCUCAUUUAGGAACUCCUCUAUAUGUUGCGUGUAAAGGCCAGCAUAUUACAUGUGUGAAAAAGCUCUUGUAUGCAGGUUAGUGUUGUAACCGCAGCCGGUUCCCCUAUUUACCCAUAUAACGUCUUAAAGCAUAGAACUUAGCAGGGCUAACCAUCCAGUUAUCUUAGCCAUAAUAUUAUAUAGUCAGUAAUAGAUCCUCUAUUUAAAAUAUAUAAAUAAUUGAGAAUACAAUAUAAAAUAAGGAUGGUCUUGGAAGCAAUAAAGUUUGUCUUUUAGAUAUUUUAUUAAAUAAAAAUGAUAAAUAAAGUAAUUUAAAAUUCAGCGGAAAGGGGGCCCUGAGGGUGUGGGGGACCUAAUGACCCUAUAGUGCACCAUGUAUAAGAAGGAAGGGAUCGCCACCUUGAUCCCCCAGGUUUCCCAGAUAUAGUCGGGACAAGUGGCAAAAUUAUCUGGGACCUAAUCAUGCCGUUACUAAACAAGGGAUAUCACCCAUAUAUCGAUAAUUUUUACAACAGUAUCCCACUUCUAAAAAUGCUAUACUGCUUUGAGACCAUGGUCUGUGGCACUAUUCGGAAGAGUUGCACAGGUUUCGCAAAGGCUCUAGCAGAAAAAAAAAAGGGGGGGGGGAGGGGGGGGAAACAGCAGCACUAAAGUACCACAAUAAAAAGGUGUUCAUCCUAACCACCAUCCAUUGUGAACGCACUUGCAAGGUUGCAGUUCGUGGCAGAGGGGAAAUUAAACGGAUGCCAGUCUACAUAAAACAUUACAAUCGGCAUAUGGGGGGAGUUGACCUGUCCGAUCAACUGAUGCAGCCAUAUUUGAUCAUGUGAAAGACCAGGUCAUGGUACAAAAAAGUGUGCAUAUAUAUAAUGCAGACGGCAAUCCACAAUGCCUUUGUAAUUUUAAAAGGCCAUAUGCUGAGCUGAAAUGCACAUUCCUUUCAUUUCAGUUUCAGCUAAUUUCUGGGCUGCUUUAAUGCAAUAGAGGGAGACCAUCAGUGGAGCCUAGCAGAAGAAUGGAGGCAGGUCACAUCUGCUUCAGGAUUCCAUCAACCCCCAAAAAUAUAACCCCCUAGAAAAAGUGCAGGGUGUGUUAUAAAAGGGGCGUAAGAGCUGAGACCAGUUAUUACUGCCCUGAUUGCCCCUCUCAGCCUGGCCCAUGUAUUGGCCACUGUUUAAAAAAUUUGCCACAACAAGGCCGAAUAAGUAGACCGGUUUUGGGGUGUGAUUUUAGUCAUCUGUCUGAUUGUUUGGUUACCGAAUCUUGGCUUUGUCUCCCGUUUAUCCUGUCUCCUCUGAUCCUUGACCUCCGGCUUGUCCUAUCGUUGUUCCGUUUCUCUUUACUCCUUUGACCUCGGCUUGUAAGUUGACUAUUCUCUGCUUGUAUAGCCUGGCCAUUCUAAGGAUCGGUAUUACAAGUUUCUUUCUCUGUGUUCUCUCUCUUUGUGAUCUGUCUGUGUGUUUUGGUUCUGAUGUAGCUGAACACAAAAUAAAGUUUUGUACAGGAAUAGCACACACCAACUUUACGAAAUACACACGAGAAGAUCUUUAUUAUAAGUUUGUGUGUCAAAAAAAACAAAACAACACAAUUUUACUCCAAUAAAUUGGAGAUUGGCAGUGAAAUGGCUAUGUAAAAAGUGUAAAAAUAACCUUAGAUAUAUAGCCUGUGAUGUCUACAUUAUAUAAAUAUAUACUUCUGUGUGGCAAUUUUGUUUUCUUUUAUGGCUAUUAAAGGACCACUAUAGGCACCCAGACCACUUCAGCUCAAUGAAGUGGUCUGGGUGCCAGAUCCCUCUAGUUUUAACCCUGCAGCUGAAAACAUAGUUUCAGCGACACUGCUAUGUUUCACUGAGUGUUAAUCCAGCCUCUAGUGGCUGUCUCACUGACAGCCACUAGAGGCUGUUCCACAAUUCUCACUGGGAAAAUCACAGUGAGAAGAUGCUGUGCGUCCAUAGGAAAGCAUUGGAUCUGAUGUCGGCAGGGGGUGGAGAGUUCCCCAGCACAGAGGCAGCCCGACGCUGGAGAAAGGUAAGUGGCUGAAGGGGUUUAACCCCUUCAACCCAGCGGGAAGGAGGCCCUGAGGGUGUGGGACCUAAUGACCCUAUAGUGCUAGGAAAACAAGUUUGUUUUCCUGGCACUAUAGUGCUCCUUUAAGCUUACAAGAAAAACAUACCAAAUUCUAAAAUCGCUCCACAUUAAAAGUUUAUUUUACUCCUUGUGUUUUGUGACCUGUAACUAGCAAAAAAAAAAACUUAAAAUCCUAAACACAUUAUAUAUUCUGUAAAUCAGAACAACUUAAUUAAUUUAUUUUUAAUUACUUUCCUUAACUUGCACUAAUUAUGCACACAUUAUUAUUGCAAAAACAAAACAAUUUUUCCUUUUUUUUUGCAUUUAUUUAUAACAAAUAAGCAUUUAUAUAUGUAUAUGCUACAUCAAAUUAAAGCCCUUUUUGUCCUUAAUUGCUUGUGUCCUUAAGUGCAAGACAAGCUUUUGAAGCUGUGUCCUUAAGGGGUUAAAGUACACUUAGAUGUUCAUUAGGACCUCCCUUACAAGGCCAUAACUAAAACGUAAGGGUGCACACGUCAUGGGAGAAAUUCCCUGACUUAGGACAAGAUGGUGUCUUAAAGUCUGAACAUCAAACCUACUGUUUAUUUGUCAUGACCUAGACAUCUUAUCUAUUGUUUAUUUGUCAUGAUGUAGACAUCUUAUCUAUUACGUGCGAUGGUGAGGUUCCUACCGCUUGUUAGAUUCGGGUAUGGCAUCUGGUACUUCCCAAACCAGAGUCUCUUCUAUCGGGCAGUAAUUAGGUAUAGGUAUAGCAGUGCUUCCCUGUACCCUUUCCUAAUCUUAUCUAUUGUUUAUACUAAAACAUGUGGAUGCACAUGUCAUGGGAAAUUCCACUAACUUAGGACAAAAUGGCGUAAGUUAGGAUGACAUAGCAUAGCCUUGAAGAUGUUAUGCAUUACUUGCUUUUGUAUUAAGUUAAGACAAAUUGGCGUAAACAUAUUAUGCACUAAAGUAGGUAAAAGGUUAUUGCUUAAAGAAACAUGUAUGAAAAACAAUAUGUUCCAUUAAUAACACCUUGUCAGUUUGCAAUAUCUCUUAAAGACAAAGUACACAGUUUAAAACUUGAAAUAUUUGCAUUUGCCCAUAAUAGUGUAAUGCAGUAUAUUGCAGUGUAUAUCAUUAUGUUUAUUAUGCUGAUCUGUUAAGUGAAUGCUUUCAUACCUCAACACAUAUGAGCCUGUGGAAUUGGGAUAGGGUGGGUCCCUGAGAGAGCUAGACACAGACCCCUAGAAAAUGGUUGGGUUUGCCAGGGUCAUGCAGGGAGAACUGCUGAUCCUGCACAAAGUGAGUGCAUCUAAUAUUGCAAAUUGCUGCCCAGAGCAGAUCCCUGGUGUUCCCCGAAAAUGAACACCAGUGAACUAAAGCUGGAAUGUGAUAUUUAUACAUUUGGGAGGCAUGAGCUUUUGUACUUUGUACCAUUUUUAAGUAACAAGCCAAUAUUUUUCUAGUACAUAUAUGGGUCCUAUUAUCUAUAAACAAAAUUGUAGUAGAAUGCAAUAUUUUAACCAAAAUAAUGGCUUGGGGAAAAAAACUAACUAUAAUUUAGUUGCAGUUCUUAUUUUAGUAUAACGUCUCCAUUUUGGUUUUUAAUUUACUACAAUGUAUUACUUCUUAUUAUUUAUGUUUAUAUACCUCCAGUAGAUUCCACAAUGUCAUACAAUAUGUCAGGGUUACAAGAUGAUAUUUAAUAUAAAUUGCUGUUUACUGUAAGAUUACCACAAUAUACACACAGCUACUCACUGGUACAGAAGGAUUGAGGGCCCUGCUUUUGUGGGAUUGUAAUCUAGUAUCUCUGGUGUUUAGUGAAUUAAUCUAUUUAGCUGUAAUGUAAGUAUCACUGCUCACUUUGAAUGUUUGUCACUAUUCCAAAUCUAAUAAUAAUAAUAUGAAUAUGAAUAAUGCUGAUAAUAUAUUGUCUCCAAGGUGCUAAUGUUCAGCGUGGAAGACAUUUGGAUACUCCCUUACAUGCUGCUGCCCAGCAAUCUAGUAUAGAUAUUGUGAGCCUAUUGUUGGACUUUGGAGCUGAUAUCAACGCCAAAAACGUAGACUUCAAGCGUCCAGUUGAUGUUGCUGCUGCAAAAAGUUUAGUGGAAAGACACUUGGUCUCAUAUGAAGGUAAGUGUUCGCUGUCUUUACUGCUUGUACAACAAAAAAAAUGAAAAGCACUGACUUUAUAUACAAAACAUGAUUACAAGCCGUAAAGCGUUGAGUAGAAGGAACAUAUAGACAUUUGUACUGAUACUAAAUGUAGUAAUGGUAGCAUUACUCAGAGCAUGUAUUAUUUAAUAGUGGUGCUGCUGAAAUGACCUCACUGUAUGCAAAAUAAUAAAUACACAUAUGUAUAAUAAGUAUACAAGCUUGAGUCACCGCACACACUGCUGUUUUGUAUGUUUCAUGGAUGCUUACAAACACCUACCGAAAGUGGAAAAUAUAAGGAUUUAUAUAGUAUAGACAGAAUAGAUUACACAAGGUACUGUUGCAGGAAAUUACUGUAUUUUAUUAUGACAGGGAAUCCCAUAAUAUAAAACCGUUUGGCCGAGAAAGGUCUUAGUCAAUUUAUGCUCAUAUUAUAUUAUUAUAUUAAAGGGACUCUUUAGUCACCCAAACUACUUUAUUAUUACGCAAUUUUUGUGUCAGCACGUGAGAGUCCAUAUGACCCCCAUUUAACUAUAUGAAGGUCUAAUAUCUCAUACCGCACCUGUUGUGUGGGCAUAUCUGCUAAAUGGUGUGCAGCAAUGGGCACUGCCUGGGUUACAAAUAGAAAAAUGUAUCAACUCAUUGUAACUAGUUUCCACUUUACCCCAAUACCCACACCUGUGGGGAUUUCCAGAGGCUACAUUUUAACAGUGAGAGGUGUCCACCCCCCCCGCCUUCACCCAUGGGACUCUAUAAUAAUACAUGGAGGGGGCAUGCCCGUUCCAUCCUCUUGCCUCCACCCAUGUGGGCUGUAAUAUACACAGAGGGCAAGGGCUGUCCCCCCCUCAGUUCUCACCCAUUGGGGCUGUAAUAUACAUAAUGGGGGUUGGUCAUGCAAGUAGUCUAUACCACAAAUAUUUCCUCCCCAAGUGGCUAGGAGUUCCCAGUGCAUUAGCCACUCAUCCAAUAUAAUUAAGCUGUCCUACCUAUACACACACACACACACACACACACACCCUAAUAAUAGUGAGGGGAGGCCUAGGCAACUGAAAAUAUGUAAAAUAUAAUUUACAGUCUGCAGUCAUAUUUCUUCUGUAAUAUUUAUUUUUUGUCCCACCAAAGACCAAAAGAAAAUCUAGAAUAUCUCACUUUUUAGAAUACAAAAUAAAAAUAUUACCAGAGCACAAAAACAUGAUAAAAUAAAAGCCUGAUGCAUAAAAGUAGCAGGGGAGUGUCCAAAAAACCAAAACAUAUAUUGCAGUGUUUGUGUGCUCACAAUAUUUCUGUGUGUGUUUGGAUCUUGCAGUGUGUGUGUGUCAGUGUAUCUGUGCAUAUGUGUCCACCAGUGUGUAUUUGUGUGUCUAGAAAUAUUUAUCUGUGUGAGUUUGUAUGGGAUGGCAACGUGCUUAAGGUCACACUCGUUUUCCUGGCACUAUAGUGCCCUGAGGGUGCCCCCACCCUCAGGGUCCCCCUCCCGCCGGGCUCUAGGUGAGGAAGGGGUUAAACUUACCUCUUUCUCCAGCGCCGGGCGGGGAGCUCUCCUCCUCUUCGGCUGAAUGCGUAUACGCGGCAGGAUCCGCUCGCGCAUUCAGCCAGUCCAUAGGAAAGCAUUCACAAUGCUUUCCUAUGGACGCUGGCGUCUUCUCACUGUGAAAAUCACAGUGAGAAGCACGGAAGCACUUUAGUGGCUGUCAAUGAGACAGCCACUAGAGGCUGGAUUAACCCAUUUAUAAAUGUUUCUAUGUUUAUAGAAAAAAGGGUUAACCCUAGCUGGACCUGGCACCCAGACCACUUCAUUAAGCUGAAGUGGUCUGGGUGCCUAUAGUGGUCCUUUAAUAAAUAGAGAUGAAAUAAGGUGCCGUAUAUAAAUAGUAUAAUUGAAAAUUGUUCCAUACUUACCGUAAUUUUCUUUUCCUGAUAAUUAUUCAUGGCAGCAUUUACUCAUGGGUUAGCUCCUCCCCUUACAGCAGAAAGGACAGGAAACAGAACUCUGAAACUGGUAUAAAUAGAUCAUCCCCCUACCCAUCAGGCAGUCUUUGUAACUAGCUUCACAACUCCUAUAGUAUAUGGGUGGGAACGUAAUGCUGCCAUGAAUAAUUAUCAGGAAAAGAAAAUUACGGUAAGUAUGGAACAAUUUUCAAUUUUCCUGACCAUUAUUCAUGGCAGCAUUUACUCAUGGGGAAUACCCAAGCAAUAUAUAUAUAGGGAGGGACAGAGUUCAAAAACAGCUAAUAGCUAUAAAACCAUUAUUGAGCUGUAUAAAUCUUAGAAGACUUUACAAAGCCAAACAAGAAUAAAUAUUAAAUUGUCAUAAAAUCUAGCUCAGACAAGAUAAUUUUCCCUAGAGGCUGCAAGGUCAGCAACCUCCUGGCAUUCAAUAUCUGAAAUAUCCUGAAUAAAUAUAGAAUUAAAUAUAGAAUUAAGGCCACGAUAGCAUAAGCUAGAGAAGGAAAAUGUCAUUCUGGUAUAAAAAUUUAAAACCAAAUUGAUAUCAAUAAAUCAGAACCUUGACGAAGGCAUAACUUCCAGAGAUCAUACUGGAACAAGCAGAUAAUGUUGGAUGAGAACGAACACACCAUGCUAUUAAACACGGGGAGAAUUACACUGAGAAUCCUACUACUUACUGGAUGUAUUUAUUAAAUCAGAUUCACACUGCUUCCUCUUGCCUUGUGAACUACUUACCUGAAGAUACAGGAACAAAUCAAUAUCUGUCUGUCAGAGGCAGAGCCUAGUAGAGAAAUAAGGGUUAUUAAAACACUGCAACAUUGACCCAAUGUUGUAAAAUUCAGAUUCACAACAAUACCUCACACAGUGGAUGAAUUGAUACAGCAACGGUCAGUCACAGGAGAGGAAUAAACUAAUCACAUUACUAGGCAAAGGCAAGAAGAAUCAUAUACAGAUUAGUUGAGGGAAAGAAAAGAAAUAUCGGUAUGAAACAUAGAAUUUGUGGCAACUACUAAAUUAUAAGGAGGCCAACCACGUCAGAACCUACAUUCAAAGAUAAACAUAUUGUAAAUAGUACAGAUUAUGCCAAACAGUAUAAUCAAAUUUAUUAGAGACUGUUGUGCAACAUAAGUAAGAGAUAUAUAAUAGGCAAGAUACUGAUGGGAAGGUGGUAACCAGAGGCACAUUAUACAUUGUGGCAACAGACACAUAAUAAGCAGGAUAGUAUUCAGUUAUCCUUAUGAGAACAGCAACCGCAUACUUACUCUUACCUUAUCUUCAGAUAGUGAUGAAGUACUUAUGGCAGAGCCUAUGGUGAUAAUAAACAGCUUGUUAUAUCUGCAAGAUAUCAACACAAAUCCAAACAUAUAAUCCACAAGUAUUAAAUCAAUGCAAUGUUAGGAGAGACCAUAACUUAUACCGAUCUAAGUACAGAGACCCUGUAAAACAUAUCAGUCAAAUGUUUGUCAUCAACAGGCUGUAUUACAUUACGCAGGAUGAAUCAAUCAUUUAAAGCCACACAUUGGUUGCAAAUUCCAGAUAUAAGGACACCUAGAAGAAUCCCCAUGAAUAUCAGAAGAGGUCCGUAAUGGAACUACCUGUUUAGGGAUUUCCUCUAUUGUUCAGGCAGCAGGAGAAUUUUACCUGAAAUAGUAAACCUGGUAGAAUGGUCUGGGGACUGGAAUGACCUAAAAUACUUGCAAUACACAGCAUCAAAGUUACCUGGAGCAUAUGAGCCUAAAAGAAUACCUUUAUUGCAGAAAGGAAAUUAUAACGUUCCCCUUCACAACAGGGGAAUCUGUCAGAAGUUUCUGAUCAUUAACUCCUUAAGAACUAAAAGCAUGCCACCCCUGACAUAUACUAAAGGUAUUGCCAAACUUUCAGGUAUCCAAGGGAUAAAAGAGAAUACUGAAUAUAAAUUUUAUGCUUUAAGGAAAUUAAUUCAGAUUUAAAGAAUAAAAGGUUAAGACCAGGAGAAAGAAAAAACAAUAUUAACAGCUUUUAAAUCAGGUAAUGGCUUCAGCGUUACCUACUUAUGAACUCAAUUAACCCCUUAAGACCGCAGGGCGUACUAUUACGUCCUCUAAUAGGCGGCUCUAAACGCCGCCGGGCGUAAUAGUACGCCCUCCGGUCUUUCUGUACUUACCCGGUCGCCGGCGGUCCCACGCCGGCGAUCGCGGUGGGGGGGACUCCCAGGGAGCCCCCCGCGGCACGACCGUCCUCCAGGAAGCCCCCCGGCCGUGUGAGAGUGGGGUCCUAGCGAGGACCCCACAAUCACAUGGCCGGGUAUAGCUGGCUUCUGUAUUGCCAGCAGGGGGGCUGCCUGUAAUUACAGGGGGUCCCCCUGCUGGCUGAAAAUAAAAGUAAAAUAAGUUAAAAGUGUAAAAAAAUAAAAUUAUAUAUACUUAGAUCAUAUAUAUAUAUUAUAUAUAUAUGAUCAAAGUAUAUAUAUACACAUAUACAUACACACAUGUACACCGUCUAGGUGUAUUUUACUAUUAAUAUAUAUAUAAUUAUAUAUAUAUAUUAAUAUCAAAUUACACGUAGACUGAUACUGAUUAAAUAUAUAUAUAAUUAUUGUUAUAUAUAUAUUUAUAUAUAUUAUAAAAAAAAUUAAAAUGUAAAUACGUUAAAAAAUAAAAUUACAAAAAUAAUUAAAAAUAAAUAAUUAAAAAAUAUAUAGAUGUGUGUUAUUUCGUUCUAACUGUAUUGUGAAAUUAAUAUAUAUAUAUAUAUAUCAAAAUACACAUAGAACGAAAUAAUAUAUAUAUUUAUACACAUAAAUAUAUACGUAUAUAUCACUAUAUAUAUACCUAUAUAUAAAUAAAAAUAUUUUAAAAAAAAUUAUAUAGAUAUAUACAUAUAUAUACACAUACGUAUAUAUAUACAUAUAUUGAUUCUACAUAUAUAUUUAUGUAAUAUUUUUACAUAAUUAGGUAUCUUAAUUAAUUACAAUUAGCAGGACCUGCAUGACAACCCAUGCCGAAAGUAAAGGGAAUUUAAUUUGCUAGCACUAUAUUUAACCCUAUAACUUUCCGAGACACCAUAAAACCUGUACAUGGGGGGUACUGUUCUACUCGGGAGACUUCGCUGAACACAAAUAUUAGUGUUUCAAAACAGUAAAAUGUAUUACAACGAUGAUAUCGCCAGUAAAAGUGACGUUUUUUGCAUUUUUCACGCACAAACAGCAUUAAACGGACAAUAUUAUUGCUAUGAUACUUUUUACUGUUUUGAAACACAAAUAUUUGUGUUCAGCGAAGUCUCCCGAGUACAACAGUACCCCUCAUGUACAGGUUUUAUGGUGUUUUCAAAAGUUACAGCGUCAAAUAUAAGGCUUGCGUUUCAUUUUUUCACAUUAAAAUUCGCCAGAUUGGUUACGUUGCCUUUGAGACCCUAUGGUAGCCCAAGAAUGAAAAUUACCCCUAUGAUGGCAUACCAUUUGCAAUAGUAGACAACCCAAGGUAUUGCAAACAGGGUAUGUCCAGUCUUUUUUAGUAGCCACUUAGUCACAAACACUGGCCAAAAUUGGCGUUUUUUGCAUUUUUCACACACAAACAAAUACUAACGCUAACUUUGGCCAGUGUUUGUGACCAAAUGGCUACUAAAAAAGACUGGACAUACCCCAUUUGCAAUACCUUGGGUUGUCUACUAUUGCAAAUGGUAUGCCAUUAUGGGUGUAAAUUUCAUUCCUGGGCUACUAUACAGUCCCAAAGGCAACGUAACCAAUCUGGCGAAUUUCAAUUUCAAAUGUAACGUGCUAUAUUUGACCCUGUAACUUCCCAAAACGCCAUAAAACCUGUACAUAGGGGGUACUGUCUUACACGUGAGACUUUACUGAAUACAAAUAUGUGUAUUUUAUUGCAGUAAAAGCAAACAGUAUUAUGACACUGACCGUUAAAAUGUCAUGUAGAACUAAAAAAAUUUAAAAAAAUCGUAUUUUCUCCCAUUUUUUUCAUAUUAAAUUAUGUUUCAUAGCUAAAUAUUUGAUAUUAAAUGAAAGCCCUGUUUCCCCUGAAUAAAAUGAUAUAUAAUAAGGGUGGGUGCAUUUACUAUGAAAGAGGUGUAUUACGGUUGGACAGACAUGUAGCGCAAAUGCCAGGUUUUGUUUACAUUUUGUUUUGUUCACAACGUGUACAUUUGGCUCCGUCCUUAAGGGGUUAAUAGCCCAAUUUGUGCUCCUGCAACCAGUAUGAUCUAAUAAUCUAAUAAUAAUCAGCAUUUAUCUAAAGGUAAAACACUGCCACCAAUUGAAAAAACAUUCCCUAUCUCGAGCAGAGGGGAGAGGAUGCCUGGCAAUAGAAAAACUUUUGUAGAUGGGUCUCAUGUAUAAAUGGAUACACACAAAAAGAACAAACAAUUAUGUUAAACAUUACCAUGCUUCAUUUUGGAAAAACAGGUCUCCUUCUCACCUGGGAGAGGCACUCAGACAGGUUCAGUAACACCUGCAAUCUAUCUGAAGUGGUAAAAUGUGUUAAUUGCUUAUCCUGAAACACCUGUGGGAGAGUCUAAUACAAAGCCAAAAGCAGUAUGUUUCCUUAUCUACUUCAUUUUAAAAACUGAAAUAGAAAAUCCACAGUAGGCAAUAAUUACUUACCCAGUGCAACAGUGCAUUUGUAUUUGCUAGAAUUGGGCAGUGCUACAUUUCAGCGCAAAACAGACUUUAGAUAAUUUGUAUAUAUUAAAUCUACCAAUGCUGUGUAUAAAUUGGGGUCAUAUAAUACUACCAACCUGUAUACAGAUUAUAUGAAUCAGAUACAUUGUGGAUGUUUCUAACAGCACCUUAUACACAGAUAUAUCAGUUACAUAUACUGAGUCUGUUUAAACAGUAAUCAUACCUAGUCUACAUCUGCUAUAUACAUUGACACCAUACCUGUACACAUCUUAAGAUUAUAUGAGUGAGAUAAAAUGAGGCUGUGUUUUAACAGAACUUCAUGCACAUAAUAUACCACUCACCUAUACUGAGGUUGUGACUCACAACCCACACAUAGAACCCGUAUUAGAUUGGACUCAUAUAGCGGAUGUACUUAUAUCAUUAACAAAUAUUGUGCUUCCACUAAUAUAUCAAUCAUAUAGAGAACAGAUACACUGAAGCAAUGUCUCCACACCAUCUUACCUAUAGAGCAUGUAGAGGGCAUAUACUGAGGCUGUGUUUUCACAGCGACUCAGAGCAUAUAAAGAACACACACUGAGGCAGAGUCUCCAGCUCAACUCAUACAUAGACAAUAUAGUGGAUAUAUAUACUGAGGCAGUGUCCUCAUAGUAACUCAUACACAGAGCAUAUAGUGGAUACAUAUACCGAGGCAGAGUCCUCAUUGUAACUCAUACAUAGAGCAUAUAGUGGAUACAUAUACUGAGGCAGAGUCCUCCUUGUAACACAUACAUACAGCAUAUAGUGGGUACAUAUACUAAGGCUGUGUCCUCAUAGCAACUCAUACACAGAGCAUAUAGUGGAUACAUAUACCGAGGCAGAGUCCUCAUUGUAACUCAUACAUACAGCAUAUGGUGGGUACAUAUACUGAGGCUGUGUCCUCACAGUAACUCAUACAUACAACAUAUAGUGGAUAUAUAUACAUGCUGAGGCUGUGCCCUCACAGUAACUCUUACAUACAGCAUAUAGUGGAUAUAUAUAUACACAUGCUGAGGCUGUGUCCUCACAGUAACUCUUACAUAGAGCAUAUAUAUACUGAGGCCGAGUCCUCAUAGUAAUUUAUACCAAGAGUAUAUAGUGGGAACAUAUACUGAGGCCGAGUCCUCAUAGUAACUCCUACAUAGAGCAUAUAGUGCAUAUACAUACACAUACAUAUAUACACACACACACACACACAUAUGCAUACAUACUGAGGCUGUGUCCUCAUAGUAACUUAUACAUAGAGUAUAUAGUGGAUACUUAUACUGAGGCCAUGUCCUCAUAGUAACUCAUACCUAGAGCAUAUACUGGACACACACUGAGACUUCAUACCAAUUCAUACAUUAGAGCAUAUAGUGGAAACAUACCAAUGCUGUAUCACCACCAAAUCAUGUACAGAUACUGAGGCCCAGUGGUCUCCUGUGCAGUAUAUUUCUCCACUGACUGCAAAGCCUGCUUAUUUGUGAUAAUGCACAGAUAACAGCAAUCAAUGCCACAUACCUUGAUAGAAACAAGUGUGUGUGUGGACUUUAGGUUUUUAAAACCUGUCAUAUACAUGUGUGUACCUUAAUCAGACACCCAAGAAGGUUCUUACCUUGGAUAUUUCUCUGUCUUCGGGCUGUGGAAUUCCAGCAGACUUUAUAUAGCCAGGAUAUCCAUUAUUAGCACUCUUUUUCAUAGUGUCUCAUUGCAUUAUCAGCACUCCUUUGCACAAUGCCUCCUUGCAUUAUCAGCACUCUUUUUGCAUUAUCAGCACUACUAUGCCCAAUGCAUACUUGUAGUAUUAGCACUCUUUUGCACCAAACAUCCUUAUAAACUUACCUAAAUGUUCACCACACAAAUCUCCUAAAUGUGACCUAUUUUUUAGAAGGAAGCCUAAUGUAAGCAGCUGGGAGGGACUGAAAGAACAGAGACCCAGGUGCCUAUACUAGUUUUAAUCUAAAUUACUAAUGCACUUACCUGAACCGUUGCAGGCCUGUGUUUCAGCGGCAAAAUGGGGAUUUGAACAACUGACAGCCUAAACUGUUUAAACUAUAGGCUUCCAUCUGUACCCCAUAUGCCAUCAUCAUCACCAUGCAAGGUGGAAUACAUAGAGUAGGUAUACCCCGGUAGUCACAACUCUGUUGGGCCUCAUGUAUGCAAUGUACCGCUGUCAUCCCCUCAGGAAGAGAGAUAGGUUAGACUCCUGAUUGCUGAAGGAGGUACCCAGGCUGGCAACUCUUACACAUGUGCUGUAUGCUGGGUCUUCAGGGAUAAGGGCUUAGACUCAACUGGGCCUCAUGUAUGCAGUGAACCGCUGUCAUCACUUCCGAGAGAGAUAGGACAGACCCCUGGUUGCUGAAGUAGGAACCCAGGCUGACAACUCUUACCGAUAUGCUGUUUGCUGGGUCUUCAGGGAUAAGAGGCUGCACCCUGGCCUGGCUUCAUGUAGGCAUUAUAUCACAUACAUCCCCUGAGGGGGUACCCAAGCUGGCCUGUUGCUGGGUCUUCAGGGAUAAGAAGCUGAACCCUGGCAUGCAGUGGACCAUUUUCAUCCCUUUCAUGGGAGAGUUUGGGUCCGACCCCCGGUCACUAAAGGGGGUACCCAGGCCAGCCACUUAAUCUAGUGCGUUUUUGCUGGGUCUUCAGGGCUUAGAGGCUGAACCCUGGCACGGCCUAAAAAAUAUUGCCCGGUGAGCAUAAAAUAAAAAAUCUAGGCCUGCUUAAGCAGACUCCUUCCAAACUGCUGUGAAGGACAGGAAAAAAAGACUGCCUGAUGGGUAGGGGGAGGAUCUAUUUAUACCAGUUUCAGAGUUCUGUUUCCUGUCCUUUCUGCUGUAAGGAGAGGAGCUAACCCAUGAGUAAAUGCUGCCAUGAAUAAUGGUCAGGAAAAAGCAUUUAAAAUGGGACUUGGCAAGACGGCAAAAUAAAUGCAAGUGAUGGGGAAGGCUGUCUGGGGUGACAAAAAGCCUGUAUAAUGAUGAUAUGAUCGAAAGAACAGGGAAAGCAAUGCUGAUUAACACAGAGAUUUGAAGGUCAGUGGUUCAGUAGAGCAAAAUGUAGUGUCAGGGUUUAGGUGCCAUACUGCUACAUACAUCCCAUUCCCCGAUUCAGGCGUAUGCAAAGUGCUAGAAAUUUGUAUUAUUUAUUAAAUGUUUUACCAAGUAGGAUACUCUGUGUUAUGUACUCGGAUCUCUCUUUCUCUUAUUGAUCUAAAGUUUCCAUUGAGUAUAGAUAUUCUCUUAUUUAACAUAGUGCUUUGCAUUGCAGAAAUGAUUGCCUACUGGGUGCUAGUUUUUUUUACUGUUGGUGUAACACUGAAAAGAUAUUCUUCACUUUUCUCAUUUUGCCAUGUUUGCCUAAGAUUGUGUUCUGGCGGCAAGCCCCUCUUUGUUUGGAAAAGGUACAUUCCCUAGGCCUAUGACAAGUGGGCUCAUAUUCCCCUGUUCACACACAGGGAAAUAAAUGUUCCAGUUUUUGUGGAUUGAGAUAGUGGUCUCUUCAUCAUUAUUUUCCUUUGGUUUAGUGGUUGAGUAUAUACACAAGAGGUGGGCCUCGGAAAAUGUAUUUCAUCUUUUGUCCUUGUGUAAUGUAUGUUGUAAUUAUUCUGCAACAUUUUGUAAAAUGUCCAGAUAUGUAAUGUAAGUUACCACAAGUGGAACUCUGGAAUUUUGCCAUUUGUUUAUAUUUCAUAUGUGUUCCCCUGGUAUUGGUGGUUCUAUGUAUUCAAUUUUUGAUCUUCUUGGCUGGUAGCCCUGCUUUCAACAUUCCAUUGUGAGCCAAUGGAACUGUUAGUUUUUGUUUGUUAUGUCAGAACAGAUGUUUGUAUACAAUGGUUUGGUUAUAUAAGAUUGUUUGUUUGAUGUUCUGUCCUGACAACAAUUGACUGUAAAGAAUACAUGUCUGUGGAUAUGUGAAACAGUAUGUAAUGCCUGUAUGGUUUUGUCUUUGAUUAAUAUAACAGUAUUUAAAAAAAAUAACCGUGUUAGAAUACUUUAGGAUAAGAUUAAUAGUUAGGUUAAACUUGUUUAAUUUUAAUAUAGAAAAAGGUUAAAUUUUUCUAAUAGUAGUACAGCUGUUUUGCAGAUGUAUGCCUUCCUCAAACAUGGAAUAAGCUUGUGUUAUUAAGAUAUAUAAAAGUCUCUCUUGGUUACAUAUUUGUAGGGGAGUUUUGUAUGUAAAGAUUCAACAUUGCAUCUUACUAGGAUGAUGGCCUACCAUAGUGGCUAUUGACGAUUGGGUGGGAGGCUUUGAUAGGUAAAUUUAGAAAAAUAUUCACUUAGAAAAAUCUUCUGGGCCACUAUCACUAGCCAUUACUGGUGCACUAUCUUUUUUGGACAUAGAGCAACAAACAUAUUUAGUAAGUUUAUGUUGUACAGGAGCUACCCAACUAGAUUCAAACAUAUGAAGUGAGGCAACCUGAUAAAUGCAUUUAAAGGCUAUUGGGAUUUUCUGGCUUGCCUUUUAGUGUUCACUAUUCUUUAAUAUUGGGUACGAAAGGCAGACAGAAUACAGUAAUUAAAUCUUUUUGGAGAGACAGGAGGGGAAAAUGCUAACAAAGCUCUUUGCUAAAAAAAAGAAAUAAAAAAAAAAGGUUCUGACUGGUUGGUUUUUGUUUAGCAAUGUUGAUCAUAGCAAUACAAAAAGAAUAUACUUAUACUCACAGCUUGCUGAAUAUCUUGCCAGGAUUUCAGGUCUCCAUAGAUACUCUGCUGUUAUAGGACUGGCCCUCUUGGACUUUUCCAAAUAAACAUUUAUAUUCUGUUCCAUAUAAAGAUUUUUCCUCAGGAUAGUUAAAUACGUAAAUGCCAUGUUACUAUAUUUAUAACCAAAGUAAUUUGAAGAAAUCGCGAUUACCACCUCCAUGUGUGCAGUCCUCACCUCCUACCAAACCAUUGCACAUGCGUUAUCAAGGUUUCCACAUAAUGUUCUUGGGUAGAAAUGGCACAUUCAUGUCUUGGUCUGCCUAGUAUUAAUGGAAGUUGCACUUAUGAGUGGCAGCUGCCACCAUUUUACUUUAGAAUGUUCAUCAUUUGAGUAAAUGAUGACACCUGAAAUUGCUGAUGUUAUCGCACUAAUCUAUGGCAGCAGAGGGCCAUUUUUGCUAAAGAUCUCCUAUUAACCCAUACGAUUCGAUUCCAAUGCUGAGAUCCCUCUAUGAUGGAUUUGGAUCCUCAUCCCGCAAAAUUGGCGAUGGAAAGGACCUAAUGUGUAUACUCCGCGAGCACGCAUUAGGGCUUCCCAUUAAAUCAAUGCUUUUCUAUGGGGUUUUUGAAGAUGUUGGGCAUCCUCAUGUAAAAAUAUGAGAAUAUCCAGGGCCAUUUCACAGAGUACAACUCAGUAAAAUACCAGGAAGCUCCUGUAGUAGGAGGAGUUACCCAUGCAAUUUAAUUAUUAUAUAUAUAAUAACCAUUGAAGGGUUAAGGGGACUAGGGCACUGUAUCCAGACCUCUUCAAUGAGCUGAUGUGGUCUAGGUGCCUAUAGUGUCCCUUUAACAUCUACAGUGCCCUUAAGCCCAACACUGUCUUUGGUCUUGUGAUUUAAUAUGCGGUCUCCUGAAACCCCAGAUGGCAUUAUUUUCUUAUAAAAUGCAUUGUUCACAGUUAUGUAUCCUGUUUAAUUUAAAUGUAGUAAUCUGAAAUAACCAAGAUUCAUUGUAUUUCUUACUGUUAAUAUUUGCACCUGCAAAAUUACAUGACUUAUGACUGUUUUUAAAUUUGUUUAGCCACUCCAUGCUCACUGUGCCAGUUAUGCAGAUUAUGCAUCCGGGACUGCCUAGGAAGAUCCAACUUUCAUCUUAUUCCACAACUCCAGCUGCCAACUGUACUGAAGGAUUUCUUACAGUAUCGAGAGUGUAUAAGAAACUUUUAAUGACUCAUAAUGAUCUAAAGUACCUUUAAGGGUUAACUAAAUUAUUAGAAAUCAUGGGCUCUAUUCAGUAAAUGGUUAAGUCUUCGGCUGUGCUAGCCAGCGAGUAUUACUUCAGCUGUUAUUAUAUAUUGAGCAACAUAAUUAUUCAGCAACCAAAUUAAAAAUGGUAAUAAAAAAUGCACAGCAGAUGUCAUGCACCAGGCCAUGGGUAGGCAACUUUUGCACUCCAGAUGCUGUGGACUACAGUAUACACUUGAGUAUAAGACUAGUUUUUCAGCACAUUUUUUGUGCUUAAAAACCCCCACUCGACUUAUACUCGAGUUACUGUCUGUAUUAUGGCAACUUAGAGAGCCGCGGCCGUCAGAGCCAUGGCAACGAUCAGCGCGGCAACCAGACCGCGAGACUUACAGUGGAGCUGACCGGAACGGAGGAGAAAGGAGCUGACAGGAGCUGCAGGAAAGGUAAGUAAAUGCUUCCUGCCGGCCCCCCACUUCACAGCCCAUGCCACUGGACCACCAGGGAUUAAGAUAGCCCCCCUCCCUGACCAGUUAAC